AUGCCGUGGAGGAUGAUGGUGCCACGUGCCAAUCGCAUCUGGCAAUUCUGCUCUGCUGCACCACUUUUCAAAUUCAAACUCAUGCUUCUCCUGCGAAGUGGCAAUCUCCCUCUCCCCUCCAAUAAAACCCUGUGUGAAGGAGGAGACAUAACUGCGCGGCACCCCCCAGAAAAGAAUUCGGGGGAAGAGGUGGCUCAGCUCCUGCCGGGGCCACGCUUUUGGCUCCUUUUCGGCCCCCAGGAUCUCUCCGGCUGUACCGUAGGGGGCGGUGUGGGGCCGGCAUUGUCUCAUUCACUUUUUCCCCCAGUUUUACGCCGGCUGCGUGGGGCUCCCAGACUCCCUCCUUCCCUCGCGCUCUGUAUUCGCAAGUGGGCGCGCGAGGGAGCCGGGAACUUUCCGGAGCCGUCGCAGGGCAAGGAGGGACUCCCGGCCGGUGCUGGAGAGGAAACUGUUGGCGGCGGCGGCGCCUGAGCUCUCCAGGCGGAGCGCUGCCGGUGCUGCUGCGCGCCCCCUUCCUCCUCGUUAGGUGGGGCUCAAGAGGGACCGCCCCUGCCUGGGAGACCUCUCCCUGCCCUCUCCUCGCAAAGCGGAUGCCCUGCCUAGGUGGGGUGGGAAACUUCGGGGAAGUGCCGGAGAUCUCCCCUCCCCACCCACCCCCUUGGCUUCUCUCCCCCCUUCCCUUCCUUCGCCCGCUUUUCCCUUUAAGAGUCUGGCAGCAUCUGGAGAGAGGGAAACCGGCUGUCUGGUUCUUUCUGUGCCUGGCGGGGAUGUUCUUCCAACAGCAGCAGCCAAGGCAGGAAAGGAGGGCUAGGCUAUAGGUCUUUUUCUAACGCUCUCUCUUUCUCUGUCCUCUAGGAUGGCAUGGAUCUAGGCAGCGACCCUUGCAGCAGCCGCUCCAGCUCGGAAUCGAGUUCCAGCAAAGUGACCCCUUGCUCGGAAUGCAAAUCUUCCCCCUCGCCCACCAGCCUGGACUUGGCUGCUUUGGAGGACUCGGAGGAGGAGGAGGAGGAAGACGAGGAAGAGGAGGAGGAGGAAGAAGAGGAGGCGGAGGACUUCCAGGUGUACCAGAGGAAGGUGACUGAUGCGUGGGCGGAGGACAGGGACGAUGCCCGCCGCUGUGCCCGAACCGCCCCUGCCAGGAGGAGUUUAGCGCAAGAGCUGGAGGAGGCGAGGAGCGCCCGCCUCGCCCUCCCCACCAUCACCGCCACCGCCACCCCUGCUAUGCCACCCCCGGCUCCCCACGGCCACCCGGCUCCUCAGCAUCCCCAGCGCCAGCACCGCCAGCCGCACCACCCGCUGGACCUCCGGCACAAUGCCAACGUGGUGCCCUCUAGCCGCAGGACUGGGCACAAAGGGGGCGGCGGCGGCUACGGCAAAGCCUCCCGCAUCCAGAAAGGGCAGCCCGCGGGCGGCAUGGGCAGGCUGAGCAACGGGGGCUCGCUGGUAGCCUUCCACCCCUUGGAGAACUCCUUGGGGGGAGGAGGAGGAGGGGGCACGGCUUGGCAAGAGCAGGAGCCCCCGCUGCCCACCAUGGACUGGGAAGCCCUGGAGAAGCACCUGGCGGGGCUGCAGUUCCAGGAGCAGGAGAUCCGGAGCCAGAAGAGCAACUACACUUCCGUAAGUUGGCGCCCCCCCCUCCUUAUAUCUUCCCGGCUCUGUCUUUGCGGAGAAGAAUGGCAAGGGAAGUGUUAAUUUCAAUGGGAAUUAUUAGUUAGGUCGAGCAGGCGGUGAGUCACUUCCCUCGCUGGGAGAGGGAUGGAUUUGGCUUUUUUCCCCUUCUUUCCCAUAGAAGGCAAUUUGCACACAGUUGCUGCAAAAGGGACAGCUGUGGCUCUCCUGGGUUUGGGAUGCAUGUCCUGGCCCCCUCCUCCCAAAUAUGUCACCACUGGUGCUUGUAGAGAAGCUGCAUGAUGUGUGUGUUGCGCAUGAGAGAGAGAGAGACCAGCUUUCUUACUCAGCUAUUUUAUUUUGGAAGAAGGGCUUGGAAUUGCCUCUUGCCUCUUUGUUCCAGCAAGGGAAGGAGUUGCUUGAGUCUCUGACCUGACCUGGCCGAGAGAAGAUUUAAGGAAUAGGAAGGAGUUAGGCAGGUGACCCUCUGUGUGGCAAGGGGGGGGGGGCUUGGCGCUACUUCCUGUUUCUUAUCAGAAGGACACCUGGCUGCAUUCAGAGACUGCCAGACAGUGUGGGUGGCAUCCAGAGAGAAGGAGAGGAACGAAGAAAAAAAAGGGGGGGUGGAACAUAAGAAGGAACCCUUGCCAAGCUGGUACAUGUCCCAGUGUGGAUUUGCCCCAGUGAGAAGGGUUUGUACUAUUUAGAUGCAUUGUUGUUGUUUCGUUUCCUAUGCUGCCUUUCAAAUAGCAGUAAGUUGCAGUUGUUUGUGGUAUUGGCUGGUUGUUGUCCCCCCCCCCCCCUUUAAGUGCACCUUGGCCUAUUAAGGAUGCUUUGCUGAGUCUAGCUAAUGAAUAUGCUAACAUCACAAUAUGCCUUGGGGUGUGACUUGAGAAUCCAUAGCCUUCUGGAAAUUGGGUGCAAUGCAUUUUGACUUUAGGGCAUGGGCAUAAGUAACUUCAGGGUUAUUGGGAGGGGACAGGGGGUUGCAACGUAAUUGUCUGCUUUCAGUAAGAGGGGGGCACUAAAGAGGGGGUUGUCUUCCUUUCCCCUUAAUAUAAUGGAACUGCUGGGAAAGAUCCCCCCCUCACUGCUCUUAAUAGCUGCUACUUGCUUGUCCUUUUUCUGGAUACCCUGUGUAUUUCUUUUAAUUGGAAGGGGAGGGGGGAGGGAGAAAAUAAUAUCUACUAGAUUCCAGGGGAGAAAACAUGUCCUUUUGGGCUCCUGUGUUGUAUUUUAAAACCUUUUUUUAAAAAGCAGAUCGAGUAUAAAGUCAAAUCAUGCAGCUGUAUAUAUUUGCAUUUGCCACUGUAAUGAUAAAUACUGCGAGGUUUCGAUUCAGCAGUGCUGAUGACACUGCAUUUUAAGUACCUUGUAGUUUUGGAGAUUGCAUGCGCUUUGAGGGAGACUGUUUUGCCUGCAGAGAGAACUGCAGGACUCAAAUGUCUUGCUUUGUUUGCUGCUGGGACAAGAUUUUCCUAUGUUGUUCUGCAAACAGACUACUUCCAACCAACCAAAAAUAUUAUUCAGAUUUGGAGGCUUGGGAAGUCUUUUGGACAGAUGCCAUGUGGCCUGAUCUGGAGUGGUUGAUUUCGUGUUUGAUUCCCCCCACCCCUUCAGCCAGUCUUUAAGUUAAGCAGGUGCUUGAUAAUUGGAAGGGAGGAAUGUAUAAAUUCAUAUUGGCAGCUAUCCUGACUUCGAAUUUGAGUAUCCUGAGUCAGAAUUGGAUGGAUAUCCUGAUUCAGGGUUCCAUCAGCAAAAAGGCCCCACAUUAUCUGUCUAGAAGCAUCAAUUUGUUGUCCUUUUUAUGGAAUCCCUGCAUGUGAACACAUUCACCAAAACAUAUCAGUUUGAGGCUUGUGUUGUAAGGGAGCCAGUGUUAAAAGGGAGGUGCUAAACAAGUUGGUUGAGGGGGGGACGACAAGUCAGGAUAAAUAUUUGAAAGAGAAGCUCCAUGAAAUACCAGCAAGGUUUAACACCCCAAUUAUAUUGUCUUCUCCUGACCUAACUUCCAAGUUUAACUGUGCUUGGUGCUGGCUGAUUCAGAAGUUCAGAAAGUGUUAGGGUGCAGGCAAGUAUAGAUUUCAUGUCGGUGAAUUCUUAUUUGAAAGCACUCCCCACUCUGGCCCCCAAACUGGAGAUAUUGUGGAAAAAAUUAAGUACCUCCAGAGGCAGACUAGACCAGGACUAGACCAACACAUGCGGCCUUUUUUGUGGCCCUCAGCUACAAUUGACACCCCCACAGCCCUUAUGCUGCCCAUGAGUGUAGCCCAUCCCAAAAUUAUUGGAAAGCAUUGAAAGUACUCAAUUAACUGAGGUUCUGCCCCCCCCCCCAGCAGAUGCCUACCCCCCUAUGAAAGCUUGCUCCCUGCAAUGGGGGUAUUUUUACCCAUGAUUUCCCCAAGAAAAUUCAGUAAUUUAGGGCGAUCUCCUAAAAGAAGCUCAACAACUUUGGCUGCCCCCCCCCCAGAAAAAUCCUGGUUACGCCCAUGACGCUGCCUUCCCAAGCCAGGUAAGGCUUUGGGAAGGAGGAGUGAGGGCUCUGACAGGGUCCUAGAUUCCUCUCCUUGCCGAAGCCUAUUUAGCACUUUUCCAGCUUUGGGAAGAUGGUGGAAGAGCUCUAGGACCCAGCCAGAGCCUUAUGCCUCCUUUGCAAAGCCCAGCUCCUCAUGAGGGCUGGGGGGGAUGUCAGAUUUUGGCCUCAUGCCCCCCCCCCCACAAGGCAGUGUGUGCCCCUUGGGUUCUGUGUGGAAGUACUCUUGUGGCCCACUUGGUAUGAGGACCCCUUGGCCUAGACUUGUAGAAGUCAGGAGUGGGCAAUAUUUUUGAGAGCUACAUUCCCUCAGGGUAGGACUGUAUGCUGAUUGUGAGCAGGGCCCAAACCAGCAGUGAGUGGAGCUACUCCUUUCCCCUCUCUCUUUCUGCCACCUCAAUUUGCCUCUCCCCUCCAGGAGAUUGCCAGGGUAGGAGAAAUCACCCUUGCCUUAGGUCUGAAGUGAUUAUUUUUGAAAGUAAGCCAAAGGCGGCAUAAAAUUUGGCCAAGGGCAACAGUCAGCCCUAGGGUUGUGGGUCGCCACCCCCUCUCUGUGGUCAUGCUGCACUUUUUAUCAUGAAAACCCAUUUUAUACUGUCGCCUCUAAUGUGGUAGAAUUGGGGUCAGUUCCUAGCCCCGAAACUAGAAUAUUCAAAGGUUCAUUUGCACAUGCAAAAUUAAGGCAUCGCUUGUUAUCACUCAGUGAGAAGGUGUGAGAUUCCCCUGUUGAAAAGCUUCAGUGGGGGGCGGAAGGAAAGUGCCAUCUGAGGUAGAUCUUCUGUGAUAGUCAUUGAGACGUGCAAUUUCUUUCCUGAUGUUGCAAGCACCAAGGAUAAAUAUGCACAUGUAAACUCACUUGUACAGCACUUCUGGAAGAUGCUCAGCCUCUGAGAUUGCAGAGGAAGGGAUUCAGUAACUUUUGAGGCAGCCUUUAAUUGCCUCAAGAACAGCCGCCUUGCGUACACACCUUAUUGAGAUUCAAGAUAGCACCUGACACUGUGCUUUCCAUCUUCUCUUUACAUGAGAUCAGAUGUAAAGAGACAAGGCCUUUUCGUUGGUAGGGCCAAAAUGGCCUAGUUUGGUGGGAGAAAGAUGUGGUUCCUGGCAAUCCCGAAAUCACUGUAUUAAGAGAAUGUGAUGGUGUGCAACUGGUUUUAGAAUGUUUUAAUUUUAUUGUUAUUGUUGUGUUGGCUGCCUUGGACUCCCUUAGGAAGGAAGGGCAGGAUGUAAAUUGAAAUAAUAACAGUACCUUCCUGUGGAAAUCUGCUGGGCUUCCUCUGUUCUCAUAGAUCUCCUUCCUGAUAGCUCAGCUGGUUAGAGUGUGGUGCUCAAAACACCAAGGUUGCAGGUUUGAUCCCCAUUCCCCCAUAUGGAACAGCUGCAUAUUCCUGCAUUGCAGGGGGUUGCGCUAGAAUAGAUCAUCCACAUGGGCACCACUGAAUAGAAUCUACAAUUCUAUUAUUCUUAUUUCAGCUAGUUGAUUAUUUGCUUUUAUUAAUGUUCAUGGAUUGUUACGCAAAAGGUGAAAUCCUGUGCAUGUCUACUCAGAACUAAACCAAGCUGAAUUUGGUUGGAGUUACUCCUUGCAAAGGCUGCAAUCCUAACCCCAUUUAUUUAGGAUUAAACCCCCUUUCCAAGAAGGAUUAUGUUCUUCAGAAUAAGGCCAAAGGCCCAUCUAGGCCACCUUCCUGUUCUCACAGUGGCUGUCCAGAUGUCUGUGGAAAACUGAGAAGCAGAAUCUUGAGUGCAACAGUCUUCUACUAAGUCUUCUACUUGGGAUGCCCUGCAACUGAUAUUCAUAGACACAUUGCCUCUGUUGGUAGAGGCAGAAUAUAGCCAUUGUGGCUAGUAGCAAUUGACCCGCCAUGAAUUAGCUCAAUCCUGCUUUAAACCAAUCCAUGUUAGUGGCUUUCACUACACCUUAUGACAACGAAUUCCACAGUUUAACUGUGCACUGUGUGAAGAGGUGCUUUGUUUUGUCUGCCCUGAAUCUUUCGGGGGGGGGGGGGGAAUUAACACAUAGAAUCAUGGAAUUGUAGAGUAGCAAUGCAGGAAUCUCAGCUAAAGCACCCAUGACAGAUAGCCAUCCAACCUCUGCUUAAAAACCUCCAAGGAAGGAGAGUCCACGACCUCCUGAGGGAGACUUCUCCAUUGACUCACCGCUCCACAUUUCACAUCAAACUGAUGAAACCUGCAUGAAGCCCAUGGGCAUAGUGGGCGUGGGGGGUUCGGAUGGCACACAAGGAAGUCUCUGGGAACUGUGUUCUGGCUUAGUGCACAGUGAGGAGGGUGGGUGAGAUGACACAUGCCUUUGAUGCUAUCUGACUUAUCACAGCCUGAAGCUCUGUUGCACAUCUUGGGUUGGCUGCUCCUGGAGAAGAGAGUUAGACUUGACCCUUGGUUUGGUUGAGCAUAUUAUUAUUAUUAUUAUUGGCAUCCAUCUGUCUUGGGAGACAUUGGAGUGCACCUCCGGGAGUGAAGUCAAACCACUGUGUUAACAGCACCAAAGCUGUACCAGGAAAUGAUUGAAUGGGUAUAUGCAGCAUAUGGCAGGGCAAUUCAGCAGGUUAACUGGCUUCUAACUAUAUGUGUCCUGAACAUGAACUUGGAACACACAAAGGGACCUCAGCUGAAGAUUGUAAAGGUCCCGUUUCAGGUUAGUUUGGCAGUGUCUAGAAGAAGGACCACACAAGGCAGGUGAGUGACAUAGUUCCUCCCCACACCAGAAGCAUAAUGGUGUAGGAAUGAACCAAGCCAUUCAGUGGUGCCCAUGUGGUUCUUCUCAUAGAUGCUUGCCAGAGCUGCGUAGGAUUAAACAACGGGAUAUCAGCACCCAUGGCAUUUCACAAAUAUGUUAAUUGGGCUGUGGGUUGCCAGCUGGCUGUUUUUGUUGUUGUUUUCACCAGCUGCCCUUGGGACAUGUGGGUUGAGGCAUUAAAGGCUUUUGUUUCUUGUAGUCCAGGAACGUAAAAUGAUGCAAAGCAUUUCCCCCACUCUGAUAACCAGGUGGCAUUUUGGACUGCGUGGCUUCUUGAUACUUCUGAGCUCUGUCACCCGCUUAGGAAACACUGUAGUUUGCAGAUAUGGUCAUCUGAAGGAAUGUGUGGAACUGCAACUGCGCCGAUGAUUUGGUGGUAUAGUGACUGGGUUAAUGCACCCUGUAAAUGCCCCCACCAUUAUCCAGGAGGUGUGAGCUGCGAAGUCCCUGGUUCAGAUUUGUAUCUGUUAGUACUAUGGGCAUCAUAAUACUGGCUGGAGAUAUAGGACUGUUGUAAGGAUCGCUGAGAUAAUGAAUUUGAAGCAAUUUUAAACAAUCAAAAAUGUGCUUACAUAAAUUCCAAGUUGCUGUCAGGUGCUGAAUUCAAAUAAAAUACCAUUCCUUCUAGUUGCAUGCCACUUGUUUGAGAUGUUGACAUGUAAAUUUGAUGCACACCCCUCAAAAUAUGUAAAUAAUAGGAGUACUUAAACCUAGGAUAGACAAUGUGCCACCCUCCAGAUAUUGUUGUACUUCAACUCCCAUCAGUCCUAGCCAGCAUGGUGAAUAGCUAGGGGUGAUGGGUGUCAUAGUCCAAAUCAUCUAGAAGCGAUUCCAUUGGUUACAUCCAACUUAAAUGGAAGAAGUACUGAUUGGAGGCUCAAAAAACAGCAAAUCAAGCAUUCCUCAGAUAUGCCUGUUAUUUCCUCUUAUAUUAUUCAAGUGAAUUGGAUACCCUUCUCUUCCCAGCUCCACUGCCUGUGCUGGAAGGAGAUUACAGUUCUUCAUAUCCUUUUGGCAAGAUUCCUUUUACCACUUUAAUGUGUUUCUCCUGCAACAAUUGUAGCAUCCUGGCUCCAGUCUGGAGCACAAGCAAUUCCUUUUUGUUCAGCUGCAACAUAUAAAUCACCUGGAGGAGGAAUUUAUGAAUGGUAGAUUUGUCAGAAUGGAACAGACUUGUAUUUCUUUUCUGCUUAUACAUGUUUCAGUGUGUGGUGUAAAUAAUUUGAGUUUCUUUAGCCUUCAGUCCUGUACACGCUUACCUGGAAGUAAAUCCUUUUGAACUCAGUGGGGGUUACUUCUGAGUAGGCAUGCACUGGCUUGCAAUGUUGAUUCAAUAAUCAUGUUGGACUGUUGACACAUUGGUUCUAACUGUGUCCAGAACCUUUAACAAGUGUUUAAAUCUGCUUAAACUAGUUCAUUUGAAUCCUUAAGCUGACCUAUAAAACUUCUGGCAUGACCAGUCAUAUUUAUUUGUUAAAUUUGUAUCUCACAUUUCCACUAAAUGGUGCUCAAGAUAGCUUACAAACAAUAGAGCAAAUACAAUAAAAUAAAAUAUAAUCAAAUACAAUAAAACCCUUGGUUUUUUAAGCUGGAAAAAACAUUAAUAAAAGUAACCAACUAAAAGCCUGAUGACAGCCUUACACAAAUGUAUAUAGGAAGAUAUAUAAACAUUCUCUCUCUUUCUCUUUCUCUCUCUCUCUCUCUCUCUCUCUCUCCCUCACACACACACAUAUACAUACAUACAUACAAACACACACACACACAAGUUGUACAUAGAUGCAGAAUUCCAGAAAGUAUGAAGAGAAAAUGCAUAUAAGGCAGAAGGACAUGUACUGAAUGUGUGCUAGAUAGCAAUGGUUACCAUAAGAAUAUUUGCUGGAAUAAAUGAUAACUGACUUUCAGUGCAAUGCAAUCCUUUGUAUGUUUACCAGGUCCAGUAGGGCUGACUCAUAGGGGCAUGUACAUCAGAUUGGAGCCUCUCUGCUACUUCAAAAUGACAAUAGCAUAAAUAAACAGGACUGGCAGCUUACAAUAUACAUGUCAAGUUAAAAAGGAAACUGUAAAUAUUUACAACAGGAAAACUGUAAAUGGCAUAGGAACAGAUGUUGCAGUAUAAGAACUAUCAAGUUCUGCAAUUAGACUAAAAGGUCUGAUGCAUUCUUGGUGCAUAUUGAUUUGAUGCAUUGCACACUUCUCUGAUAGGCUUUGCGCUGCAGCAUGUAUUUCAUUCUGUAAAGAAAAGAUGUAAGAUCUUUGUGCACAGUCAAAUUUAUUUUUAUUUAUUGUAUUGUAUUUAUAUUCCACCUUUCCUUCAAGGAACUCAAGGUGGCGUACAGAGUUCUCCUCCUUCCCAUUUGACGCGGCAGCUAAAAAAGCCAAUGCAAUUCUGGGCCUCAUCAAUAGAAGUAUAGCAUCUAGAUCAAGGGAAGUAAUAGUGCCACUGUAUUCUGCUCUGGUCAGACCUCACCUGGAGUACUGUGUCCAGUUCUGGGCACCACAGUUCAAGAAGGACACUGACAAACUGGAACGUGUCCAGAGGAGGGCAACCAAAAUGGUCAAAGGCCUGGAAACGAUGCCUUAUGAGGAACGGCUAAGGGAGCUGGGCAUGUUUAGCCUGGAGAAGAGGAGGUUAAGGGGUGAUAUGAUAGCCAUGUUCAAAUAUAUAAAAGGAUGUCACAUAGAGGAGGGAGAAAGGUUGUUUUCUGCUGCUCCAGAGAAGCGGACACGGAGCAAUGGAUCCAAACUACAAGAAAGAAGAUUCCACCUAAACAUUAGGAAGAACUUCCUGACAGUAAGAGCUGUUCGACAGUGGAAUUUGCUGCCAAGGAGUGUGGUGGAGUCUCCUUCUUUGGAGGUCUUUAAGCAGAGGCUUGACAACCAUAUGUCAGGAGUGCUCUGAUGGUGUUUCCUGCUUGGCAGGGGGUUGGACUCGAUGGUCCUUGUGGUCUCUUCCAACUCUAUGAUUCUAUGAUUCAUUUUAUAUUUGCAACAACUCUGUGAGGUAGGUUAGGCUGAGAGGCAGAGACUGCCCCAAAGUCACCCAGUGAGCUUCAUGGCUGAGUGGAGAUUUGAAACCUGGCCUCCCAGGUCCUAGUCUGAUACCCUAACCCAGGCAUAGGCAAAGUCCAGCCCUCCAGAUGUUUGGGACUACAAUUCCCAUCAUCCCUGACCACUGGUCCUGACCACUGGACCACUGAUCACUGCACCACAUGACCCUCAACCUAACACAUUUUAUCUUUUGUAUGAUACUCAUUUAUAUUUAUACCUUAUCUUUUAGGAUUACUCCUGACAGAAGUGGCUUACAGAAACUGGGAUGUUAAAACAUUGACUAAUCAAUAAUAAUAAAAAUAAAAUAACACUGUCAUAUAAUGAAAUAAUAUAAAACAUCUCAGUUUAAAUUCAUGCCAGCACAUCUAGAUUAAAACUAAUCAUAACAAGCUCUCAUAAAUAAAAGCAUCUUUAAAACAUGAUUCAAUGUGACUAGGGAAGAGUCUUGCCAGUUUUUCUUCUGGAUAGAGUUUUAAACGAUGCAUCUGUGAACCUCAGCCAAGCACUGGCCGCAUGAGGUUGCUAUUCCAUUUGCUCAUUUCAUGUCUGUCUCACCUUUUGUCCCAGAAUGCAUGCACGGUCCUCCCCCUGCCCCCGUGUCAUUUUAUCUUCAGAACAACACUGUGAGGCAGGUUAGGCAGAGAGAUUGUAGCGAGCUCAAGGUUAGCUACUGAGCUGCGUGGCUGAGUGGGGAUAUGAACCUUGUUUCCUCAGUCUUAGGCCCUUAUCUGCACCAUGCAUUCCAUAAUAUUAUUUGUAUGCCUCCUUUCCAUAGUUCAAACCAUGCUCAAGGCAGCUUACAACAUGAAAAAAGUCACACAGUUACAAGCCUAACAACACAGCAAGGAUAACUAAGGCAUCAAAAAUCACACUACCAAAUUAAAACAAUUUCCACAUCAAAGAACUAAAAGAAAGAUACAAAUAUGUAUAUACAGUGGACGCUCAGGUUGCGAACGUGAUCCGUGCGGGAUGCAUGUUCGCAACCCGCGCCUGCGCAUGCGCGGGUUGUGAGUCAGUGCUUCUGCGCAUGCGCAAAGUGCAAUUUAGCGCUUCUGCGCAUGCGCGACCGCCGAAACCAGGAAAUAACCUGUUCCGGUACUUCCAGGUUUGGGCGGUCCGUAACCCGAAAAAACGCAACCUGAAGCGUCUGUAACCCAAGGUAUGACUGUAUAUCAAAAACACACCACACCCCAGCCCGUCUAUUCAGCAGCUUCAGCUUUUGUAGCUGGAGUCAGUCGGGCGCCAGGCCAGGCCGGGUGUGAAAAGGUCUGCAAGACAGGGAGCAGAUCUUCCAGGACUCACAGCCAAGAAGCACAAUCCCGUUUAAACCGCCACGGUGUCUCCCAAAGAAUCCUGGGAAGUGUAGUUUGUGAAUCGUGCUGAGAGUUGUUAGGAGACCCCUGUUCCCCCCACAGUUCCAAUACUUGGAGUGGCAAUAAUGGGUCACCUGGUGCCACUGUAGCACCAGGUCAUUGACAGGGGGCACCCUUGCUGUCAGGCUUGUCUGUGGAGGGGGGGCAGGCCCUUUAGCGUAUGAGGGGGCCCACCAUAAGUCAUUCUGCCAUUGGCACUUUAAAUCUGAAGCUAGCUUUGAACCCAAGCUAUUGAGGCACUGCCAUUUCCCAAGUAAACUGGAAGAGGAAGUAACCUUUUUAGAAAAUGCAUGAAGAAAAUGCAUAUCUUGGAGAUAGGCAGCAUAGCAUGGUUAAUACUUGGUAGUAAACCUCUAUUGAUCCUACUGUCCAGCUAUCAGAUGUUUCAUGGGAUGAGGUUUAGUGGCUUUGCUGACUGAAAAAUUUUGCAUUUGCAGCAGGUCAGGUGUUACUUCUGGUGAAUUUAAUCAUGGGACUGCUGCUGCCUUCUACUAAAUCUUUGAAAUAAUAGGUUCUGUGCAGGAAGAAGUCUGCUGGCUCAUCAGAAAGUCUACAGUAACCAAAUCUGAGGGAACCGAAUGUCUGCAUGGCUAUGUUAUUGAUCAUUCAUUUCAAUGUUAUGUUAAUUUAACUUGAAUAUUCAUGAGGCAAAGUGGGGGCUUCUGCAUAACCUCUGGGCUGCUCUCAUAAAAAAAAAAGCUUUCCCAGGUCAACAAGGUUUAGAUCUGCUAAUUUGCAGCAACCAUCAUAUUUGCUAUUGAUCUUUGACGCUGUAAAGCCAUCUACCCACUAUUUGAAUUGCAAAAGUUUCCCCUCACCUUUCCUCGUAUUAUAGGCCCAAUCUGCACUGCACAUUUAAAGCACUAUCAUACCACUUUUAAAAAAAUUAUGGAAGCUGUAGUUUGUUAAGGGUGCUAAAAGUCAUUAGGAGACCCGUCUUUCCCUGCCAAAGCUGCAGUUCUCAGAACAGCCAAUCUCUCUCCUCAGCAAAUUCUGAGAAUUGUAGUUUUGUGAAGGGAAGAGGGGUCUCCUAAUGACUUUUAGCACUUGUAACAAACAACAGUUCCCAGGAUUCUUUGAGAGGAGUCAUGAUACUGCUUUAAAUGUAUAGUGUGUAAGGACUAGUAACUUAUUGAAGUGAUCGAAGAGCUUCUGCCCAUGUCAUUCUGCAAAAGUUUGUAUGUGAUAACCUUGUGAGUAGUGCCAGGGAUGCAGCUCCUUCCUACCCAGAUCUUGCACUCUCUACUAAAUAAUAGCUUCGGCCCCUUUCUUUUUACAGAACUGGAGAGAAAUAUGGAUGAAAUACUCGUGGCUGCCCUGUCACUUCUAUUUUGGUCCUUAGAAGUCACUUGACCCCAGAUAGUGUCAAAACACAAACCUUCCAAACAGGUCUUAGGUGCCUAAACAUAAUGGAUAGCUAAUCACUUAUUGAAUAUCAAGUUCAUUUCUGUCAACCCCACCCCAACCUUAUUCCUAAUGGUUCAUGAAAAUGAAGGUGAAGUGGGCGCAAGCUAACAAAAUGAAUUUCAAUAGGGACAAAUGUAAGGUUCUGCACUUAGGCAGGAAGAACCAGAUGCACAAAUAUAGGAUGGGGGACACCUGGCUUACUAGCAGUACAUGUGAAAAGGAUCUAGGGGUCUUGGUGGACCACAAACUUAACAUGAGUCAACAGUGUGAUGCAGCAGCAAAAAAGGCUAGUGCUAUUCUAGGCUGUAGCAACAGAAGUAUAGUGUCCAGAUCAAGGGAAGUAAUUGUACUACUCUAUUCUGCCGUACUCCGACCACACUUGGAAUACUGUGUCCAAUUCUGGGUACCACAAUUUAAGAAGGAUGUUGACAAGUUGGAGUGUGUGCAGAGGAGGGCAACCAAGAUGAUCAGGGGUCUGGAAACUAAGCCUUAUCAGGAGCGCUUGAAGGAGCCAGGUAUGUUUAGCCUGGAAAAGAGGAGACUUGAGAGGAGAUAUGAUAGCCAUCUUCAGAUAUCUUAAGGGCUGUCACAUGGAGGAUGGAGCAUGCUUGUUUUCUCCUGAUCUGGAGGAUAGGACUUGAACCAAUGGCUUCAAGUUGCAAGAAAGGAGAUUCUGACUAAACAUUCAGAAAAAACUUGAACUGUUCAGCAGUGGAACAGACUCCUACAAGAGGUGGUGGACUCUCCUUCCUUGGAGGUUUUUAAACAGAGAUUGGAUGGCCAUCUGUCAUGGAUGCUUUAGCUGAGAUUCCUGCAUUGCAGGGGGUUGGACUAGAUGACCCUUGGGGUCCCUUCCAGCUCUAAGAUUCUAUUAUUCUAUGAUUCUAAGUAAUAGCAAACUGCUGCCAUUAUUUUUUUUUAUCAUCAACUCCACGUUUUUAGCUUGCAUUAGAAAUAAUAGCAAAAAUGUCAUUGCAUGAUUUAUUAUACUUAGUAGCAUGUGUAAUAAGAUCAUCUUGAGUGAAUAGGAAAUAACCCUCUUAUAUUCUCAUCAUCAAUAAUAUUUCUUACAAAAUCAACACUAGCUCUAAUAGGGUUAGCUUCAUUCUUUUCAUCAUUUCUCUGUGACUCAUAAUGAUAAUCAAUAGAUAUAUUUUCAGAAAAUGAUGCAUGUAUGAAAAACUCUGCAGGGACUUGUAAAAAUGAAGAAGUUGGAAUAAUUAUAUGGUCUUUUACUCCAUAUAAGUUUGUGCACAAGUUGCUGUAGCCACAAACUAGGGCAGAGGUGGGCAAAUUGUGGCCUUCCAGGUGAUGUUGGAUUCUGUGUGAACUAAGCACUUAUUAGAAAUGGACGUGCAUGGCCACAUAAGCAUCCUUUGCAAAUUGUGUAUUGACUAUGCAGUGUGGCAGCAAAUCAGUUGACUGCACUUCAUCAUCGCUUGAUAAGUGACAAUUUCAUAUAGUACAUAAUGAAAGAUUGUGUACUGAGGGACGGCUUGAUAAAACUAUUCAAGAUGCAUCUACAAUAAAUGUCAUCUAAAUAUAGUUUGCGAUAGGGAAAACGGUUGCACUUAUCGUUGAAAUAACUGAAAGAAAAGUAGCUGUGCAUUGCAUUAAUACUGGGAGAUAUUUUGCAAGCAAAAUGUGAUUAAUCUUCAGUCUGUUUUCUGAGAGCAGACUGUAAGUAUUUUUUUUACAUCAGGUAAGGGAAACCAGUGACCCCCAAUAUGUUUCUGCUCUCCAGCUCCUGUCAUCCUCAGCCAUCGUGGCCGAUAGUGCAGGGGAGUAGAGAAGAGAUACCUCUGGAAGCUGGAAUGAUAUCAGACAUGCUUGCAUUGAAGGAAUUCUGUCCUCUCUUCUCCCCUCCCCACUAUUCUGGAGGUUCCCCUGAACCCCUGAGCAAGUUGGGGGGAGGAGAGUAGAUGAAAAACCGCAUUGUGUUAGCAGAAGGCCUUCCACUGGCUUCCGUUAGUGGGACUCAUCAGUUGAAUCCUGGAAAAGGUUCAUGCUCUUUGGUCACACAGGUUUUAUUAGGUUUUCAUUGCUGUUGUUGUCUUUAAAUGGCCCAUAAGAAAGAUUCCAAAAAUCCAUAUUAGGACAGUUCCCUUUUUAGGCUGAACAAAAAAAAUCACAAAAUACUGUGCAACCUUCCAAGAACUCUUAAUCAUGAGUGACAAGAAACAGAAUAAUGUGAAUGUAGAACAGGAGAGGAGAAGGAAAAAGGGGAGAGAGAAAUUGUUGACUGAUGUUUCAGUCACUAAGUCUGGCUGUGGUCUUGGUCUUCAGGUGAAUGAUGAGUAGUUGUGCCAGACAUUCAAAUGAGGCUCUUUGGGGUAUCAGUUUGGUUUUUACUGUUUUUUAUAUCGUAUAUGAUAUCAUAAUAUAUCACUUGGAAUGUAUUUUUGGAUAAAAUUAUGGCUUAGUCGUGUACAGAAUAAAUAAUGCAAUUAAUACAUUGGAUUAAGGAAGGAUUUUGCAGGAAUUGUGGGGGGGGGGGUUGUAGGAGGGAUUUUGAGUAAAGGGGUGGAGAAAUAACAUGUAAUGUCCUGGGAGAAAAUUCUAUAACUGUAACAUGAUAAUGAAUUAGAAUACUUUAAGCUGUGAUACAUAGCAGACAGCUAUUGGGUUGCUAUUAUUAUUAUUUUUACUGUUGAAUGAAAAGGGGGUUAUGAAAGGAAAUGGGUUAUGAAAGGAAAGUAGUAACUUUCAGUCUUGCAACAGCAGAAUAGCACAAACACCACCUGCCAUAGUAUAAAAACUGCGCAGUAAAUCCUUUUUAACAAUCAUUUAUAAGCUGGAAGUAGUUUAAUGAAAAUGUAGUUUCAGCGAAGCAUGAAGCGUCUUCCAUAUGUAGCAAUCAUCAUUGAAAAUGCCAGGCCGGUCUUGUAUUGGGAAUAAUUGCAUGUCCGGAGUAAACAGGUUAACUGCUGCUGACAAAGCUUGUAAAUAAUAAAUAUGAUUCACCAUGCCCAAAGUCCUUAGGGUACCUAACACAACAUGAUAAAAUAAAUAUUACAAGCAGGAAAGCAGCAUGGCCCACAUACAGCUGGAGAAAGGUUGUUUUUUUUCCCCCUUCCCCCUUUCAAAACUGCUAAACCACAAAUAAAAGGAUAAUGACAGAUGUUACAUUUUAAGAUGCCUGAUAGAGGCAUUGUGGCCCUGACAUGCAUGCACACUUUUUCUGUCUAGGGUUGAGCUCAGGGGUGGGGAGAUGUUCUGCAGGCUUUUAGGGUGAUUCAUGUAGAACUAAGAUAAAGUUAAAUGUGAGUAAUGCCUAUACCUACAUUGUUCAGCAGGGCUCCCUGACCACAAGAGAUGCUCUCUCUUUUUGCCAAGUUCCAGGUUGCUACAAAAGGGAAGAGGGCACAAGAAGCUUUCCUUCUGCAAAUUUCCUUCUGUUUGUAUCAUAACCCCUAAUUAUUUUGUAUUGAGGUGCAUUCAAUCAUGUCAAACGCUAUCUGUUUUUAAGUAGUACAAGCCAAUCACCGGUUUGUUACCUGAGGGAACAUCAGGCCAGAGUUUUGAAGCAAUCUGGAGUGCUUUUCUUUGCUUAGUUAAGAAAUCUGUUGAAACAGGCUUUAGUCAUCAAAAUACAGAAAGAGGCAGUUGGUCAUACGAACAUAUAUCUUUCUUGUUCUGUGUCUUUGGGUAAUCGCUCCAUCAACCAUAUGUUAAUGCUACUCAUUAAAUGAACUCAAGAAUCACAUGUUCUUUGAAUUCCUGCACUUCCAAGAACCUCUGCUUUAAAGGCAUUCUUUCCCCACUCUUCCCUUGUAAAAUAUAAAAUGUUAUUUAGAGAUGUAGUCAGAAAAGUUAGGAUUAUCAGGGAGCUGUAGUGAAGCAGAACUUUCUGUUUCGCAGUUGUUUUUAAACUGUUCAAUAAAGUUUAUUUUUAAAAAAUAAAGUUGUAAAAAUGAAGCAGAACUUUGUGCCAAAUAAUAACAUUUUAAGAAACUCUGGGUCUGCAUACAGACAACAUUUUGUUCUAGAACCAGUGGACACUGGAUAUGCUCAGGAACCCACCCACCUUCAUUUUAUUCUACAACAACCUUGUAGGGUAGUUUAGGCUGAGAGAUAGUGCCUGGACCAGAUUUUCACACCCGAGUGAACUCUUUGCCAAAGCAGCAUUAUCCAGUAUACCAUACUAGAUCUGAUGUAAUUUAACUGGUCACAACCACACAUUAACAAUCUGAGUGGAAAUUAUUAUCUUCUUUAGUACUUCAUUGAUCAGCCUAGAGGCACAUAUUACAUUGCAUAUGUGCAUCUAUACAUCAAUAUAUGUUUCCGUUCAAUAAAAUGUGGAACUUCCCUUGUGGCAAAUUUAAUGCUUUUUGUUAGCUUUGGUAGACCUGAUGGAAAGCAGCUUUUUGCACUAGAAUUCUGCAAUAUUUGUUAGCUAAAAUUGGUAAAGAUUCCAAAGACCAUUACCUAUGUCAGGAAUACAUAGUAGUAGUAAUAGUAAUAGUAAUAGUAAUAGUAAUAGUAAUAGUAAUGUUCUUCAUCCAAAAAUCUCAGGGCAGUUCACAAGAUUCUCUUUUACAGGUCUCAUGUCUACCUUUCCCCCUUUGGAACUGUAGAAAGAGGAAAAAUGAAAUGGUUUAUAUGUCUUACCUUUAAGAAGGUAUGUUGUGAAUCUUCUUGUCUAGACGUUGCCCUUUUCCUCAUACCAGAGGCAAAAAAUGAACAGCUUCUAAAAAUAAAAUCAGUGGCUUUUAAAACUGUUGUAUCAAAACAAAAGAAGCAAAUUAUGUUGAUGCAUGGUAUUUCAGCAUUUGCUUAAUUGUGGACCAGCAUCUUUAUUUAAUGCAUUUCUGCCACAGGCAGUUGACAAAAGUUAAAGUCUCAAAAUAAAGCAUGAUGAACUUCAGUCUUUUAACCUUUAAACCAGUAGCCCAGUGAUCCAAAUGGAAUAACUGGCAUCAGUUGAGCCUGUGUGAACGGAUUCUUCCACGAACUUGGUUUGACUUUUUGCUACAUUCAAGGGGAGAAACCCCUUUCUUGUGGGGUAGAUUUUAUUCCUGAACUUCAAAGACCUUUGGAUAUGACAGUAAAAUUGAUUCUGUUCACAUUAACUAGAGUUGAGCUAAAUUGUCACAAAGUUUGGUUUUAGACAUGAAAACCUUACUUCUGUGGAGCUGCAUUUUUAUUUUGCUAAUGCCCAGUGCCUCCUUCUUGGGAAGGGGAAAAAAAGUUAUUAUCCAUGUUGAAAGGUUGAUUUAAAUCAGGGGUAGUCUGCAUAAUGCCCUCCAGAAAUCAUUGGACUACAACUUUCAUCAUCCAUGACCAUUGGUCAUGCUAGCUGGGGCUGAUGGGAACUGGAGUUCAAGAGCUAGAGGCUGCCAUGUUGGUUACCCCUCAUUUAAGUGGUUGAAGCCAGUUUUCUGACUACAGUUCCUGUAGCACCCAGAGCUCUAAGAUCUCCAUCAGUGUUGCUGUAUCACAUGUUCUCACGAGUGCUCUCCAAGACUGCACACUUAUUAUAAUUCUGCAGAGUAUCUUCCCCCCUCUUUUCUGCCUUUCUCUAAACUUGCCUGCCUUUGCAGACAAUGUUGGAUCUUUGCUCUGAACACAAUUACUUAAAGAUGUUAUAAUUUGCUCUCCUGAUAUAGUGCGAUGGAAACUAGGUUGCUGCCGCCUCCAAGGUUUUGAUAGUUGGUAGUGAUUUCUAUAAUUAAUGUCACACGACAAUAUCCAUGAUGCAUAUUUAUGCAGCUCUGCGAAUAUUUUUAAUCAGUCAUGAAAAUGUGGUAUGUUAAGUGGUUGCUAUUCACGGAUCCUGAGAAAGACCUGGAUCCUUAGGAUGCAGCAGGUCGAAGACAGCUGGCUGAUUCAUGACUCAGCAGGGCUCAGCCAUCAUUACGUCCCCAACCACAGCCCAGCCAAAGAUAUGCCAAUGUAACUUGCUCAUCCCAACUCAGCUGGGACUCAGGCAGCUGGACCACGGCUGGUAUAAGUCUCCCCACAAGAGACAAUCUGGAAGUGUGGCAGGAGUAGGAGCAGGGGGGGGGGCAGGAUUUAGGCUGGAUCCUGAGCCCAUUCACCUUGGUCAUGUGACCUGGAAACCUGACAUAGAACACUAUUUUAAAGGCUUGUUUUCCUUGUGCCAGGCCUAGGCAACGCAGCAGCCCCACUGCUGAAUGGGGUUUGGAUCUGCUGUAUCUUUUGUGCAAGCUUGCUUUGUCCCAGCUUCUUUUGCAUAGGAUUGCUCCCUAAAAUGGUGUUUUCUGGUUUUAUAAAAACAAACUAUUUAAACUUGCCCUGCUGCGUUAGUGCUUCGCGACAUUUGUUGCUGUAAGCGCUGAGUUACUAUGGAUACAUGGUACUGUUAUGAACUCUUCCUUCUAGAAAAAUGGAAUCGUGCAAAGAUCAGCCACAUGAUACAUCAUUUGAGCAUCUAUCUGGAGUCUUCCAGUAAUUGUGUUUAAAAUUUUGAUCUCCAUAUAAUUUGGUUUAUGCCUUGUAUUAUGAUGAACAUUUCUUCAAUAUAAUUGCUUUUUUAUUAUGAGUGUCAGCUCCAUAAAGACAUUGCAGGUAUAUAUUACUAAUUCUAGACCUGGCUGCCUUGUGAACACCAAACCGAAUGGAACCCAACAGCUAUCUGCAGUGGCCCACCAAGAGGGGCUCAACCUCUUGCUGUUGUGUUUUGGCUGCUUAGCAGGCAUUUGGCUAUUUAUCUACCACUUUUCAUACAAAGGGACACGGGUGGCGCUGUGGGUAAAAGCCUCAGCGCCUAGGACUUGCCGAUCGAAAGGUCGGCGGUUCGAAUCCCCGUGGCGGGGUGCGCUCCUGUCGCUCGGUCCCAGCGCCUGCCAACCUAGCAGUUCGAAAGCACCUUCAGGUGCAAGUAGAUAAAUAGGGACCGCUUACCAGCAGGAAGGUAAACGGCGUUCCGUGUGCUGCGCUGGCUUGCCAGAUGCAGCUUGCCACGCUGGCCACGUGACCCGGAAGUGUCUGCGGACAGCGCUGGCUCCCGGCCUAUAGAGUGAGAUGAGCGCACAACCCUAGAGUCUGGCAAGACUGGCCCGUACGGGCAGGGGUACCUUUACCUUUUACCUUUUUUCAUACAAAAAGCAUCCCAAAGCAACUUCCAGACAUCUCGAAGGCUACAGUGCAUGAUUGCAGACUCGCACUUGGCCUGUCAAGGUGUAUUUUAUGGGAGCCCAGUAAUUAAAAACUACCAUGUAUACUUUUGUAGUGAAGGCUAGGUUUGUUGGCUGGGCUUUCCUAACGUAACUUUCCAGACAUAGAAUCACUGAAUUGUAGAGUUGGAAGGGACCCUGAGGAUCAUCUAGUGAAGUCCAACCCCCCGCAAUGCAGGAAUACAGUGGUACUUUGGGUUAAGUACUUAAUUCGUUCUGGAGGUCCGUUCUUAACCUGAAACUGUUCUUAACCUGAAGCACCACUUUAGCUAAUGGGGCCUCCUGCUGCCGCCACGCUGCCGGAGCACGAUUUCUGUUCUCAUCCUGAAGCAAAGUUCUUAACCUGAAGCACUAUUUCUGGGUUAGCGGAGUCUGUAACCUGAAGCGUAUGUAACCGGAAGUGUAUAUAACCCGAGGUACCACUGUAUGCAGCUGUCCCAUACGAGGAUCGAACAUGCAACCCUGGCAUUAUCAGCACCACGCUCUACCAAGCCAAGCUAUCCAAUACAUGCUUGUGUUGAUAUUUCAGACUGGGAUUCAUAAUUUGGUUGAUUUGGUUUAGGUCAUUUAUAUGCCUCCUUUCCAUAGUGAGCUGUGCCCAGAGUGGCUGAAAACAAACACCCACCUAUUAUGAAAUGCAAAACAUUGGGGGGGGGGGGGGUAGAGAACGGGAGAGAAAGCAGCUUACAAAACAAUUUAGCAAGCGUAGAAUGAAUUCAAUAUUGUAUAAGAAAUAAUCUAGGAUUAAAUCCAAGAAGUACAAGGCAAAAAGAAAGUUGACAUAAUAAGUUCAAGCUGCUGGUGCUGGCAGCCUGGUUUUAAAUACAGAUCAGAGGGGAGUGAUCUUCUCAUCAAGUUAGAUGGCUUGCAGCUGGCUCCCUUGUCUACCCUCCAGCAGCGGUUUUCAACCUGUGGGUCCCCAGAUGUUGUUGAACUACAACUCCCAUCACCCCUAGCUAGCAAGGCCAGAGGUCAGGGAUGAUGGGAGUUGUAGUCCAACAACAUCUGGGGACCCACAGGUUGCGAAAGGCUACCCCAGAGGAUACUAACAGCAUAUAAAGGGAAUUGCUGGCAUGGGCAGUGUUGGCGAGCACUCUAGCUUCAACCUGAUGGAACUUCCAGCUGCUGGUGCAAGUCUUAUUAUAGUUGCCAAACCCUGAGACAGCUGUGUUGGGUUUGGUUGGCAUCCUUCUGUCUUGGGAGACAAUGGAGGAAUUUGCCUUUGGGGGUGAGGUCAAGCUGUUGGAAGGUUGUAGAACCUGCUGUGGCUGUAGAGAUUGAAUCAGGAGAGACAUGUUUUGUUGCAGUUGGGGCAGGUGAAGGCGUCCGGUUGUGCUGCUGCAGAUGCACCAUGGCGUUUGUUGGGUACCUCCUCAGGAAAUAAUGUAAUCCCAUAAUGUGAUGCUAUGGCAAGUCCACAUCUGAAUUUUUGGGUGUUCUAUCAUUCACUAAAGCUGAACAGCUUUUUCAGAAGAAGUAUUUGUUUAUAACCAAGGCAUUUGAUUGUCUAAAGGACACUGUUACUUUUAACUCUGAGGUUGUAGGAUGAGAUAAUGUUUAAAACUGUUUUUUGAAAGUUUAUAAUGGUAACUGUUUUAGAGUCCCUUUUAUGUUUUGUUGUGGAUCUGUUUGCUUCCCUGGUCUCCUUUAGGAGGCAGGAUGGGCUACAGUCGGCUGCAGAGUAUGUCUGCACCAGAAUAUAGUGGCAACUUCUCUUGUCUGGUUCAAUAAAUGUACUCAAAAUUCAAGGGUUAAUGUGUGACAAAAAGAUCUAGCUGGGCACUCACUCUUCUUGGUUUGCACAGACAAUUGCCAGUCAGCAGUCAGACAUGAGUACUUUCACUUCUUAUGUGAAUUGCUUGCAAUGGAGAGAGAGUAGGCUCUCCUCCUAGAUUACCUUCCUGCUCUGGGGUCCUUGCAGUGAUGCAUGCCUAAUUUUAAAUCAGCAGACUGACACUGUACCUCAUCUCUUCUCUUGACGGUAGGGAGAAGAGCAGGGGGUGAAGUCCCUUUGCAAAUUUAUCAUAAGCAGGAAGGUUAGAGUCAAUUUGCAUGCGAUGGUGGCAUGUGACAAAGAUGAUACAUAUAUAUUACUUCCUGAGGUGCGGUGUAUACUGAACUACAAAUCAUCAAUUAUUCUGAAACAUUAUUUGGUGGAUGGUUUUGUCCACUUAUGAUUACUUGGCUAUCAGCAAAGGUGUGAUCAGUCAUCUGAAAUACAUGGUACCUCUAGUUACAGACACUUCAGGUUACAGACUCCGCUGACACAGAAAUAGUACCUCAGGUUAAGAACUUUGCUUCAGGGUGAGAACAGAAAUUGCGUGGCAGCGGGAGGCCCCAUUAGCUUAAGUGGUACCUCAGGUUAAGAACAGUUUCAGGGUAAGAACGGACCUCCAGAACGGAUUAAGUUCUUAACCUGAGGUACCUCUGUAUUUUGUGCGCAGUGUUAAUAUCAUGAUGAGUUUUUGCUUGUUUAUCUUUUAAAAUAAAAAUAAAUAUCCAGGCCUCUUUUACUCCUUCGUGGUACUUUUUCAACCAGGACACUUAAUGAAAACUGUGAGUGACUUGUGACAAGCAUGAGAGCUACAUUGUACAUAUGAGAGCCUAAUGGAGUCCCCAUGGAGGAGACUGUGACAGCCUAGGGAGCUUGUUUACCUGCUAGGAUAGGCUGGCUAUCCCAUGGGGAAUUCCGUAGCACAACCAGUAAUAGCUGAGUUGCUCUCACUGCCAGUUACCUUAUUGGCUAUCAGUUUCAUCAGCUGAUUGGUGGUGUCAGCAAGCCUUGCUUGCAGUGCACAGCAGGGAGCACACUUUAAGAAUAUUGAUGGUACCUGGCAGUUGCACCUCCACCUGCCCUUCACCUGACAUCACAUAGGACUUCAGGUGGGCAUGGCUUGGGGAAAUGGCCUCAUGGGCCAGCCUGACUUAGGACUGUGAGCAGAGUCUACCCUACUCUGAUAUAAACAGUGCUCCUUUUUUUCCUUCAGAAGUAUGUAUAAUACAGGACACGGGUGGCGCUGUGGGUUAAACCACAGAGCCUAGGACUUGCCAAUCAGAAGGUCGGCGGUUCGAAUCCCCGCAACAGGGUGAGCUCCCGUUGCUCGGUCCCUGCUCCUGCCAACCUAGCAGUUUGAAAGCAAGUCAAAGUGCAAGUAGAUGAAUAGGCACCGCUCCAACGGGAAGGUAAACGGCAUUUCUGUGUGCUGCUCUGGUUCGCCAGAAGCGGCUUAGUCAUGCUGGCCACAUGACCCGGAAGCUGUACGUCGGCUCCCUCGGCCAAUAAAGCGAGAUGAGCGCCGCAACCCCAGAGUCGGCCCCGACUGGACCUAAUGGUCAGGGGUCCCUUUGCCUUUACCUUUUAUGUAUAAUACAUACAUUAUUUUAUUUGUAUAUUUGCAACAUGAAAUACCGGUAAGUACAUAAUUACAAACAUAACAAAAGUAGUCAUAAAAAAAUAAAUGAAACAUCAAAAAGCACACUACCAGACAACUUUCCACAUCAACCAUAACAUCUAAAAUAAAGAUACAAAAAAUAAAUAACAGCAACAACCCCCCCCCCCCGAAACAGUACCACAGCCCAAGAGUCUUUUCAGCAGCCUCAGCUUUUGUAGACCGAGUCAGUAAGGGCACUGCCCUCCCAGGCCAGGUGGGGAAAGGCCUGCAAUGCAGGGAGCAGGUAUUCCAGGACUCACAAGUGCCUCCAGCAAGUCUUUGAGCAAGGCAUGAAGGCAAAAGCCUCCCCACCACCACUACUGAAUGUUGCAGCAACUGGUAUUCCUGGGACUGCCUUCUUCCAUAUGUACCUAAUUAAGAAUUUCCGCAGAGGCUUCUGUUCUGGAGCCUCCACCUUCAGAGGUUCAGGUGAUGAGUUUGAGGGUCUUUUUGGUGGUGGCUCCCUGCUUAAUGCCCUCUCCAAGGAAAUGAGGGAGGGGCCCUACGUCAGUGCCAUUUAGGUGCCAGCUUAGGUCUUAUUAAUCAAAGCAUGAAUCUGUAACAGCUGCUUUAUGCAGAACAGAAUAUUGGAGAGUGGCAGGAAAUUACCCAAUAUUACGGGGUCCAGAGAGGAUAAAGAAACAGAGGUUUCUCCACCACCUCUUAUAUGGAACCAUAGUAUCUCGUAGAAUGUACCAUUGUAUUGUGCCCCCCUCAAAAAUGUGUGGGGGGGAGGAGACAGCUGUAGUGGUAAACAAUAAGAUUUUCUAGGUAGAAUGGAGCAGAAGCUGCUUUGCCCUUACUUAAUCUUGGCAAGUAAUCUGGACAGCAGCAGUUGCUUUUAUGGCUGCAUAACUUGGCAUGCUGUAGCUCAGAGAAAUGGAAUGCUGGAAGCUCAGAGCAAUGCCAGAGAAGGGUGAUGAAAAAGCCUUAAAUGGUCCGGUAGUUAGCAAUAGUGGCUAAAGCAGAAUCUGUCCAACACUCCCCCCCCCUCCUGUUUGGACAUAUAAAAUGGCUUGUUUCAGCAGUGCAUCUUGCUCUACAGAGAAUAAAAAUGCUUUUAGUGCAUUAUUAAAAAUUUAGUUUAAACAUGUUUUUAUUUAAUGUAAGUUCUAUAUUGAAUUUAUUAAGCAGGGAGUUAGGGAAUAUCAGAACUGCAUACUUGUGUUUAAUGCAAGGCCAUUCUGAUUUGUUUGGGAGUUUAAAGACAAACCAUCCUUAUCGUUUGCAGUUUCUCUAACUUAGGAGUUUUAAAUUUUGUAUAACUUAGGAGUUUUAUAUUUGUCGAUUUUUCGCACCUAAGAUGUAGAAUGCCUCAUCUCCCCCUCCCUUUAAAUGUUAUCAUUAAGCAUAAUGAUUACAUCUCUUAAAACGAUUGGAUAAUGUCUGGUUUUCGUAGAACACAUUUUUGUUUGUGGGAAUUGGCUGGGCGGGUGACACGUGGCGAAGCAAGUGGGGUUUCUUAAAAUGUGUGUGUUCAAGUACAUUUUCGUACAUCUUGUGCUUGAUCAUUAGCAGCUAAGAGCCUCUGUGCUGCUCUGUGCCAACUGCUACUUCUGCUAAAGAUUCGAAAUACUCCCCACUAGUGACGGAUUAUAAAGGGAUCUCCCUUCAGUUGGUUUUAAUAUUUUUUUUAAUAACAAUUUUGCCUUGCAAAAAGUAGAAGGCUGCUUUUUCUUAUUUUCUUCUUCGGUGUAUCUAGAAAAAGAGAAAUAGAGAGACAGAGACAGAGAGAUGCUAAAUCCCUAAUGAAUGGGAAAUGGAUACUAGUUUCGCAGACUGUACUUAAUGCCUGUUUUGCAUGCUGGUCUGGGGAGCCCAUAGCCACUAGACAGCAUCAGAGAGAAAAUGAAGUCUGUGCAUUCAUACUCUUGCAUUCAGAGACAUGCACAUAUAGACACAUUAUCUUGCAGAUAUUUUUCUGAAAUAUAGUGUUCUUUCGUUUAUCAUCCUUCGUUCAUUCAUAUUAUCUUUUAAAGACAAACCCACCUACAUAUGCAAUUCAGUAUUGUACCUUCUGAGCCACCAGAUGGGGAUGAGGUUUGGGGGGCAUCUUGCUGUGUGUGUGUGUGUGUGUGUGUGUGUACACACUAUUGAGCUGCAAUUGUCUCUAAAUGCAAUACAAGAAAUACAAUUCAGAAAAGGUAUUAAAAAAACAGUUAAAACUAUGAAAUCCGUUUCAGUUGAAAUUUGGUGGUUCUGCUACAGUGAUUCUGAUAAUUUAUUUGGGAGUUGUCUUAGAAGGUAGGGAUGGGGGCCUCUUGGUGGCCUCUUGAAGUUCUGCAGGGUUCCAUUUGCCCCCCCCCCCCCUUCUCUUCAACAUUGUCCUGGUCCUCUCCACACACCAGGUAGUUGACUCUUCAAUGAGAAGAAAAGCGCUUACAGCAGCUUUCACAGUGCUCUGGAUACACAGGCACAUAUGUCUCUAGGCAGCUGUCCACAGUUCUAGGCCCACCUACUUGCCAAACUUAUAUACCCUCCCUUGACGGGUUGUGGGCCUGUAACCUGAGACUUCUGCACUGAAGUUGUAGCUGCUCUUCUCGUUUCCAGCCUCUCCUGCUUCCAGGAGACAUUAGGGUGGGAGUCUACUGACCUGUCUAUUCCAGAACAGCUUCUCCUUCAGCCACAUCCUGUGAACCUUCCUCCUUCUCGGGCUGCCCUGACUCUCCCCCUCCCCUGGCUCCUACCUUGUGGGUGGUGCCCAUCUCCAUAGACCACUGGUCCUUGCUCCUGGGUCACUCUUCUGGUCCCCUGCCUCCUCCACACAGUGGAGUCCUGCCAGUCCCUGAGAAACAUUGACAUAAAGCAGCUGAAAGUGGUUCCUCAGCAACCUGGGAUGUGGUCAUGUCCUCCAUAUGCUGGUGUAUGUUCAGGUUGAGGUGCACGUUCUGUUCAUGCACUCUUCGAUUUAGGUUUCACUGUGGUUUGGGGUUUUGUUUUGAUUUUGUCUGGUUGUUUUCAAUCUGGUACUGUGGAGUUUGUUGACUCCCCUGAAGGUCCCAGAUGUGAAACGUGGAAUAGAUACAUAUUUAUAUUAAAAUCAUCAUCAACAUCACAAGUCAAUUUUGAGCAUGAAACAGAUUUCAAGAAGAAGCAUCUGCUCCUUUGACCCAGUUAGAAAAAUAGCAGCAUGGAAUGUCCUUAUCUCUCUUUCCAUGUGUGUUCCUUUUGAGUGAGCUGAUAGGUAAAGUGCUUCCCCCACUGUGGUUGGCUGUUGUGUCUGGCUCCAUCCUAGCAACAGGGACCACAGAGUUCAGCUUCUGGCACAAUCACCUAGAGGAAAACCCAAUGAGAUGGGUUUCAUUAAUGUCCCUUAAAAAUGCCACUUUGGGGUGGAUAACUGGACCGGCAACAGGAUUAGAAUACUGCAGUGAGUGUAACUUUUCCAAAACUCAUCAAAGCUAUAGCCCCCUUCAUAUGUUAAUUGCAAUUACCCAUGCAGAUAGAUGCUUCCGCUCAGUUGCUGGAGAGCAGGGCCACAUUGCUACCCUACCCAGUGGACUCCCAGAGCCUGUUUACAUGGGAGCAUGUAAGCUUAGAUAGUGCAGUUGCUAGCUCCAACAUGUAGACAAUACAGGAGCUGCUACUAGGGGUCCAAAACCACAGUCUUCUUCCAGUCUAACUGCAUGAAGACCCCUUCAUGAAAUUUUUUUGCAUAAAAGAAGCUUAUGUUUGUUUCCAUAUUCUUUAAUCCCAGUUAUUUAAGGGCACCGUCCUAAUACUAGAUUCACAAGAAUGAGUGAGGUUAGGAUCCAGCAGCUACGCCAACCUCACUCCACUUGGGUGCCAAUAGCAGCAUCCAUUAUUUCAAUGCAGAUAAGAGAAGCAAAUUAGAGCAACUAUUUUGGCACCAAGAAAUGUUUUGGCUUCUAAAAAUAGGGUUAAGUGGGAAGAAAUCUUUUAGAUGAAAUAACUGGCAGAGGAAAACAAGACGUCACUGCCUGGUCAUGUCUAGUACCUGCUUGUCAGAGCAUGAACAACAAAUACAGACACACACACUUGUUUGUUCUAUGAUAUAAGGGGCAAGGCUGAGACUCACCCUUGCUGCUUCCUGCUGGUUUUUAGUUUUAUUCAUCUAACCGCUUAGUUGGCCUGUCUUUCCAAAACUACAGGGAUGUUUAUUUUCACGAUAUUGUGAAUUUCAUUUCAUUUCCGGAACAUUAGUCUGUGAAUUAUCCCAAAGAGUCUCAGUAAUGCAUGCAUUGUUCAUUUGCUGUUUUCGCACAGCUGUUGUCUUCCUGGCUUCUUCAAGCCAUUCAACAAUUUCCACUGUAAGCUGUGCUGGAAAAAAAGUAUUGGUUGAUUUUGCUCCAGAACUCUGGGUCGUAUCCAGUUAUGCUCAGGAGUAGACUCACUGAAAUUAAUGGACCUAACUUAAUCGAGUCCAUUAUUUUCAGCAAGUCUACUCUGAGUAGGAAGAACAUCGGAUACACAACCUUUUGCUCGUACAAAACAUUCAGUAAAUGGUAGCAUGUUUUUACAUACAAAGUCACGUAAAGAAUUUGGCUUUCAGCUGGAUUGGAAAACCUAACAUGGCAGCUCACCAUCCUCAAUAUAGAUAGACUUUCUUCUAUAACCACUGCAUGCGCAAGUGGUUUCUCUGAACAGCCCAGAAAGCCUGCCACCAUCUUUUGUAGCUAGGCAGUUAUCUGCGAAAACAGUAUGUUGAAGGAAGUUUUACACAAUUAUGGGGGGGGGGGGGGGAGGUUAGUUCAAAAACAUCCAGAAAUUUCAUCCCUGCCGUUUAUCUCCUAUGAUUAGAAUUGACCAUUAGCAUUAUCGCAGAAGUUGCUUUUGUGAAUGAGCUGCUGCUUUCAUAUGUUUGGUGCAUCUGGUUUCUGCAUAGAAACAUCACAAGACCAUCAUGUUCCAUGGCCCUUUGCCCCCACUGUUCCCAGUAUUUCCCUAUGUGUGUACAUGAAUUUUAGUCCUUAGGGAGCCAAUAGACUCUUUGAAGCAAAAAACAAACAAACUAAUGCAGCUAUCCCUCUGGAACUUAUCAGUUUCCGUUCGCAGUAGAGUUUUAAGUGGCUUAAAGAUUCAGAAAUGUAUUAACAUAAAUAAAUAAAUAAAUUACUCAAGUUCAUUCGGUACAAGUUACAUUCAACAAGUGCGCCAUCUGUGCGCACACAUGUUUGAGCUGUUACAGUUAUUCACAUGUAAUGUUCAGUGAGUGUACAGUCUGUGUACUAGGCCCGGGCGAAGUAUCUAUGGUAUGAGGGCCAGACCCCUGCAAAGAGCCCCAAGGUCUCUGCUGCUUGUUCAUGAGCAGGGAUGGGAUACCGAGGUGGGGGGUGGGAGCCUUCCCACCCCCAAGCAGAGCAGUGCAAACAAGCUGAGUUAUCGCCUCGCAAGCUGGGGCCAAUGCAGCUUCUUGUUUCAACAUCGUGUAGUGUCGCCAGAUCACAGUGUUUGGCUGGUGAGACAUCUUGACGUUGAGAACCUGACGAGUUUGGGAAACCCUGUUCUAAAUGCUGGCAAGGUGCUCUGCUAGCUCUAAAGCAAGGUGAUGUCCCUUGCUCCUCUGUAACAUUAGAUGGGAGAAAGGAAACAAAGGUUUGAUGUAUACAUACAAGGCAUUUAGUCAUGUAAAGCUCGUAUGCUUAUCAAACUAGGAUAAAUCGAUAUUAAGUUUAAUUGUUCUUUUCCUUAGGAAAGAAGCAGCUUAAACGCUGUUUCUUUCUUUCCACCUGCUUCAGCACUGUAUUUUAUCGCUGUGUCAUAGGGACCUCUAGUGAUUAAAAUUGCAUUACAUCCUUUGAUCUUGGAGGCGAUAUUUACAUGUUUACCUUCAUGCUGACCAUAUACAGUUGCAAGCCUAUUUUAUGCAGCUGCAUGAACAUAGGAGAAUAAAUUAUGGUUCAACGUAUUGACUUUAUUAUGUUGAGUUAGUAUGUGGAGAUUUCCCUUUUUCUUCCAUUAGUUCCAUACAGGCUCGCUCUGGGAGCUCUGGUACUAUCCAGCUGAUCCAUCCACUUAAUGAAUUUGCUUUAGUUCUUUUAUUUUUAACCAGAUGGGAGAUAAUCAGUGUAUUUCUUAGGGAUUUGGAAAUGAGAUGCACAUAGCCACCAAAGAGGAAGAAAAAUCAUUUGUUCUGCUAUUGCAGUGUUUCCCAAACUUGGGUCUCCAGCUGUUUUUGCACUAUAAUUCCCAUCAUCCUUGACCACUGGUCCUGCUUGCUAGGGAUGAUGGGAGUUGUAGUCCAGAAACAGCAGGAGACGCAAGUUUGGAAAACACUAUGCUAUUGUGUUUCCCAUGGAGACUCAUAGAUGUUGAGUAGUCAGCAGGAGUACACUCAGCAUGCUGGUGCCCUUCCUUACUUUAGGCACUGUACAUGUACUUUGAUUGCCUUUUCUUUUAAUUGGGAUUGGGGUGAACAGUCAUUGGGGUGACUGUUACACGUCACCCCAAUCUCCAUAGCAAUGCGAGAUUCCAGGUGCACACACAGAGUUUGAGUUUCCUUUUGGACAAUGAGGCACGGCGGAGACUGUGGUGUCUUUAUGAUACAUGACUUAUUUACACAUAUAUACAACCUGAGCCUACACUGGAGGGGUUCACAGCAUUCACACCCCCAAGAGAUUCUGGCUUCUCACAUAGACACAGCAGACAUGGACUUAAGCAGACCUCAACCCCUGCUCUCAAACAUUGCUCUCUGACUCUUCUCUCUAGCCUGCAGCUUUCUACCUCCAUUGCAUAACUCCAUUCCUAAAAAUCAUAAUCUAAAACGCUGGCAUGGUCUUUUAAACUACCUCUCAGUUGAGGGAGGGAGGAAGGGAGCCCACACGUUUGAUCCUUUGUCAUCCUAAUCACUUGUUGUGGUUCGAGGACCCGACCCCCGCGAUGUGAAAUGAAUACACAAGGACACGUGAUAUAAGGUUAAUGGGCAUGGAAAGGCCACAACUUUAUUGAUUACAGCAGUGAAAAGGUAUUGGCUUAGGCAUUGGAUCUCUAAAACACGUGGGUUUAUUCACCAGUAGGUGGAGCCUGUUGAUGCUAAUCCAACUAUAGGCUCCCCCCUGAUGUCACCGAGGGUCGUGCCAUGGCCUCCCGCCAAGCAGGCAUCGGACAGAACACACGACCGCCAGAUUCCUUUAAUGGAAUACCCAAAAUUGAAGGCAUAGGCGAUGGCCACACCUAGCCCUUCGACACACCACAACACAUUAUUCCAAUGCCUAACCUACCCACCAAUACCCCAAAAGUUGUGACGAUUGCUACGAGGUAGGCGAGCCAAAUGGAAAAACUCCUACCAGGCCCCCUGGACAACCAGGGCGACCAACCUAAGGUCCAUAGCAAGGCCAAUGACCUAAGCCCUAACUCUAAGGGAGUGGAGGGUGGGUGACUCGCGACGAGACGACGGCGAAGAAUGAGGCCAGGGAGAGGCUGGCACCGCAGCAUAAGGCUGCUGAACACGCCCCCUCCGAGGCACCUGGUUGGAUGCCUGCAGAGGGGGCGUGGGCGCCAGCCAGGUGAGGUGGAGGCAGGGGGCAACCGCCCCCUGCUAGGGGCGGUGCUCGGGCUCCCACCCACAACCACUCCCCUCUCUUCCAGGGAGGAGAGUCUUUACCGCCAGCCAGCCUAAGCCAAGCUAGUCCUGGUUUAAUUAGCUUUUGACAAAUGUUGAUUCCAGAGGGUUAGAAGCAUCUAGUGCACAUCUCAAAUACACACAUGGUUCUAGCAGCCAGUUUUAACACAUAAGCCUUAAUUAAAUUCUAACACUUACUAAACCCAGUAAUUUAGGGCGUCUGGCACCCACAAACUCAAAACAAGAUGAUUGUAUGGCUCACAGGCAGACAGUCUGCAGCAUGUGUGCCAGAAGUGGCAGCAGAAGCAUGGUUUGCAGCACACCUGGUCCGGAGCAGGAGGAUCUGCUACAACAUACCAACACUUCAUAUAUGUAUGUAUCUCUCCUUCCCUCCCCUUCACACUUCAUGCUUAGAUCCUGCAUUCACUUCUAUGUAGAGGAGAGGAACAUUGAGAAGAACCACAUCAGCCCAAGGCCACACACAGCCCAAGGCUCCCUCCAAUCUGACCUUCCCACUUUGAGCAGGAAGGUCUGAGGCAGAAUUCCAAGAACAUUUGUCUGAUUGUGCUUGGAAUCUCUCCAUUCAGGCCUUCAUGCUCAAUGUGCAAAGAUUGGGGUAGAGAAUAUGGGGGUGGCAUGUUGUUGGGGGCAAGGCUACAUAUAUGACCCCAUACCCUCUACAAAAGUAGGACUGUGUAUGCUUGCAGAAGCGAGGGUAAUUAAGUCUCUACUAUAGAACCUAUGCCUGAAUAAUUGAAUCUUUGGCAACCUGCUGGCCCUGUCCUCACCAUUGCACACUCUCCCUACAGUCUUGUGUUUGCAAUGGACAUGAGCUUGGGAUCUCGAUCACGGACUGCAUAUUUAGCCCCUCCUGCAUAUAUGCCCCUGUGAAAAUGUUUUGCGUAAAUGCACAAAUGUUAGUUGCAAUGCCGGUGGAUCAGGAGGUAUGGCCCAUAGCUGUCAACGUUUCCCUUUUUUAAAGGGAAAUUCCCUUAUUCCGAAUAGGAUUCCCUGCAAGAAAAGGGGAAGGUUGACAGCUAUGGUGCAGCCAUUGGUGCAGACCUGCUUCCUCUUGUCCAUGGAUAGGUGUUGCACAAUAUAUGGAUCAUUAAUGAAGGCUUAUAGCGAUGACUUAACAUGUUGUCAUGGUUUGGUGUAGGUUUAGUCUAGUCUCUCUAAAACUGAGGGUGAAAAGCAUGUCCUCGUCUCAGGAUAGCCAUCCAACAACUCUGUGAUCUUGGCCUUUGGGUUUACUCAUUUCCCACAAGGGAACUGACACAGAGGCAGUGAAUUACUCAAGGCUGUAGGCAGGAGAUCUGGUGCUUUAGCUGAUGUGACUCAAACAGAAGCUUGCUUCGGAAGAGGCAAAUUAGCAUUCUUGGAAAUGUUGACUCAAAUUGUUUUACACUUGCUUUUCAAAUAACAUGCUCACCUUUGCAGGUUUUACGAUGUUCCGGGGCGGGGCAGGGCGGGGGGGGGGAGAGGCCAAGAGUCUAAGAGCUACCGUUUCCCUGCCAUCAAUGGGUACCUUGUCUGAUCUUAAGUGGGUACCUUGUAUAGAGAAGUUGUUAAUGUUUGAUGUCUUACUGUGUUUUAAUUAGUUGGAAGCUUUCCAGAGUGGCUGGGGUAACCCAGUCAGAUGGGCAGCAUAUAAAUAAAUCAUCAUCAUUCUUGUUCCAUGUGGUUCCUCUCCAGAAUAAUGGUGCAGUGGUGUUGGAGAACAACUUCUGCUCCACCAUUGCUGGAGUUUUAGCACAGACACAGAAGGAGCAUGUAAAAUGUAGAAGCAGUAUUUGGCAGCUUCUGUUAUGGAAAUGAAGCAGAUAAAACAGCACUUUGAGACUUCUGCAAACACUACCUGCAUCUCUUGAGUGCAAUGAGAAACAUUUACUGGGUUCUACCAAAUGAUGUGUAAUAAACGAAAAUCUGCCUUUAUUCCCUUAUGGGGGACACAAGAGCCCUUAUAGAGUCCUUUGUGGGUUCUCCAUCGGUUGGAGAAAAGAACAGAGGUCAACCAGAGAAUAUUGAAAAGCAAAGCAGCUAGUAAGCCUGAUCUUUAUUGAACUGUUGCAACAGGGUGCCCCCUUCACACGCAGGAGAAGGAGGAGCACCCAGAACCCAGGUGUGCCUGCCCUUAUAUAGACAUUUUAAAUUGCUCCCCCUGGAGUCCACCCCCAGAAAAAUCAUACAUACGUCGCAGAAGGGGUGUAGCUCAAGACCAUCCCCAGACGCUUCAUACCUACAUCACUGAAAGGGCAGUCUACAGCAGAAAUCUGAGUGUGUUGUUUAUCUCCUGUCUGGCAGGUUACCUGUUAAUGCUUAUUUGAUUGGAUACCCUGGGGAGCCUGGCCAGUCUUUUGUAAUAAUAAAUACUUAGUUCCUGAGCCAGGUCAUGGGCUCACCCUAUUCAUACACAGAUGUACCCUUAAGACAGGAUUUGUGAAGGAAAAGACAAUGGGGAGGCUUUUCCAUUUUCUUUUGACUUUGCAGAGAAAACAUUUGGUCAGUUUGGGAGCCAAAAUAGCUUCAUGGCUGUUUUCCUGUGCUGCUUCAGACAUGUGGUUUAUAUAUUUGUGCAUGUGUUUGCUUGGUGCAUUUAUGAACCUUUAAUAUAUAUAUAUAUAUAUAUAUAUAUAUAUAUAUAUAUAUAUAUGACCUUGAUUUAUUUAUUUCAGAUGGUUCCCCAAAUAAACAGCAGACAAAAGAAGUUCAUAGAAGGGAGCGGAGACAAAUAUAUUCAAUAACAAGCCCAGUGUGUUUGGGGCUUCGUCAGGGGAAUGCUGUAGUUAGAAGCAUGCAAGGUUGGCAACAAGGGAAUGAAAUGAGAAAACAUGUUAUGCUCCACACUGGAAUGUCAUUUGUUGUCAGGUUCACGCUUGUGUAAAUCCUUGAAGCAAUCUACUUAUUUUUGUUUUGCAGACAAGAUAGUGAUUUUUCCAGGCAUUCAAAACAGCUUUAUGUGGAUUACGGUAAACCCCUUGGAUAAGUAUCUAAUACCUUAGUGAUUCAUAUACUUCUAGUUAGGAGAACAAGACUGUUAUCCGUCAAGAUUCAUGUUUUGUUGUUCCUUACAGAAUACAUUUUAUAUUUAUUUUGCCCAGAAUAUGGGCAGAUAAUAAAUGACCUGCAGGUCACAUUCAAUUGCAUGGUCUUUGUUUCAUAUUUUUUUAAAUGACAGGUUUCUAAUUCUCAGUCUGGCACAGGGGGAAAAAACUUGUUCAGUUUUGUUUUAGUUCUACCCUUCCUUCAAAGUCAGGGUUUCAUGUUCAACAUCUCAUUUGGGUCUCACAACAUUUCUGUAAGGAAAAUUAGGCUGUGGGCUAGCCAUUGGCUAAAGGUUACCAAUUUUAAUGCUAAAGCAUUACCAGGAACAUGCAGGGCUUUUUUUUUCAGCUGGAACACACCCAAACUCUCAUGUGAGUUCUGGCACCUCCUAGGUUGGCACCAUUGCCAUUCUAAGAGAAAGAGGGAGGUGUUCCAGCAGUGGUUACACUCAAAACACUUUAAAAUACUUCAGCAUUAUUUAAAAAAAACCAAUAUGAAGAUAUACUUUGACCGUCAGCCUUAUGACUAAAGCAUGAGUAAAAGAACAGUAUUUUUCCCCCUUACUGUUCUCUACAUACAUUUCCAAGUUCCUUGAAAGCUAGCACUGCCUCUUCUUUAAAUAGCUUUCCCCUGGCGUUUGUGCAAACUCUAGCCUCUGGCAGUGAAAAAAAGUAUGACUAAUUAUGGGCAGGUAUGCAUAGCAAAAUGUAAUAUGUCAUUUGUGUGAGUAAGGGCUGGGUGGAUAUAACUGUCUCAUAAAUGGCCAGCCAGUGACUAAUCUCUAUUACUUGUUAUUACAAUAUAAGAGAGAUUGGAGUGUAGAUUUCUGCUUUAAUCAGAAAAUAAAGCUGCAACUGGGAGCCUGUGGCCCUCCAGCUGAUGGAGGACUCCCACUCUUAUCAGCCCCAGCCAGUACGCUCAAUGGUCAGAGAUGAUGGGAGUUGCAGUCUGAGAGCAUUUAGAGGCUCCCCAUUCCUGGAAUGAAAUGUGGGUGUGUGGUAAAAUGGCCUGAGGCCAGUUGCAGAACGGUGCCAACCACAUUGAGCUUAAGCACAUAAUGAUUAUAAGCUUGAAGAAUAUCUGUGAGCUUCUAAAGGGUGUGUGGAACCUCGGAUCAAUAUUCUUGUAGUGCCAUGCCUUCUCAGCAGGAAACCUGGCCACAGUAUCUCUCUCAUGUGAUUGAUUUAUGUGCUUGCUUCAUGUAUAUACCACCUUCCUACCUGAGCACCCAAGGCAGUUGGCAGUUUAAAAUUGCGUACAAGAUACACGUACAAGGGGGAGGAAAGAAGAAUAAGCAAAAUUAAGGUGCCAGCUCACAUUACUGUUGUAGGCAUCCAUCUGUCUCAAGAGCGGGACUGCGGGGUCGAAGUCAAACCACUGCAUUAGCAGCACUCAAGUGACCUUCCCUUGCCACAAGCCUGGGCAGGGUGUAUGGAGGUCCUGGGUGCCCAGAUGACAAGACCCCCUCAUGCCCUUGCUGAUGUAGUCCAAAGGAAAGCAGAGAAGUACGUUUGGCACUAGCCUGACUGCAUGAGUUGCCAGAAGGAGGUGUACAAGACGUCAUCCAGCUGUCUCAGAGACUCCACUCUGGAUUUGUGUAGGGUUUACACCCUAGCCCAGGCACAGGCAAACUCGGCCCUCUAGAUGUUUUGGGACUACAACUCCCACCAUCCCUAGCUAACAGGACCAGUGGUCAGGGAUGAUGGGAACUGUAGUCUCAAAACAUCUGGAGGGCUGAGUUUGCCUAUGCCUGCCUUAGCCUUUUCUUCUCCUGAAGAUAUCCCACAAGGCAGUGGAGGUUUAGGAUCAGAGUUUUCCUUUUCCUAGAUGGGCUACCUUCCCAUAUUGAUGAGCCCAUCUGCCCCUCACUUCCCUUUAUAGCAUGUGCAGAAACUACCUUAUUGACCUUUGAACCCAAUAUGUGUCUCGUCCACUAAUAACAACAACAAUAAAGAUAAAGGUAAAGGACCCCUGGACGGUUAAGUCCAGUCAAAGGCAACUAUGGGGUUGUGGCACUCAUCUCACUUUCAGGCCGAGGGAGCCAGUGUUUGUCCACAGACAGCUUUCCGGGUCAUGUGGCCAGCAUGACUACACCGCUUCUGGCACAAUGGAACACCGUGACGGAAGCCAGAGCGCACAGAAAUGCCGUUUACCUUCCUGCCACAGCAGUACCUAUUUAUCUACUUGCACUAGUGUGCUUUCAAACUGCUAGGUUGGCAGGAGCUGGGACAGAGCAACGGGGUCUCACCCCGGCACGCGGAUUGAAACCGCCGACCUUCUGAUCAGCGAGCCCAAGAGGCUCAGUGGUUUAGACCACAGCAGCAGUAGUAGUAAUUGUUGUUGUUGUUGUUGUUGUUGUUGUUAUAUCUCUUAAUGCCAAAAUAGGCUUCUAAGCAGUUUUAAAAGUAUAAAAAACAUUUAAAGCAGGAGGUUCAGGUCAAGAGUUCAAUAGAAUACCCAGGUAAAGAGGUGUGUCUUAAGUUAUCUACAGAGUUAUGUAAUAAAACAGCUGGAAUACGUUUGUGGAGCGGAGGAACCAAAUGGGGGUUUGUCCCAGUCAAGUUGUUGGAGAGGGCCUCACAACCUCGCUUUUUUCUCUCCGAUGCCAUCAGAUGGAAAGGCUGAUGAUGGAUGGUCUGAGCCAAUGGAGCAGUUACUGCUUCAUAAGGGAAGAGUCUCCAUACUACAAGCUGUACUGAAUUUUAAAGCAUGACGUCCGGAGUAGAAUGUGCAGUACAAGGGUCCUAAGUUAACAGGAGCACAUACACCUGGAAUUACAUGUUUGCUAGGCCCUGGAGAAAAAAUACAGCAAUGCUAUGCAUUAUCCACCAGUGUGGUCACUGUUUGUCUUUUAGAUAUGGAAUCAAUAUGUCCAUAAAUAUAAAUAUUACUUAAUGCAAUGUACUAGGCCAAGGAACUUCCACGAUUGCUGGUGUCUCAGCACUGGUUCCUGACAUCAGAACAAGGGAGCAGAGUGUUCCUUCGAUACAGCAGUGAAAUGUUUUUAACCCCAAGGCUGCCUUCCCUUCCGGGCAAUGCGAUGGAUGGGGCCUGAGGCAAAAGGAGGUGAGGUAAUGCACAUAAAUUCUACAUUUUUGCAGUAGGCUAGUUUAUAAACACCCCUCAAUAUCCUCUAUCCGGGCAAGCAAGAUUUAUGUUCAGAGUUCAAUGACACAUUCCAGCCAGGCAAAACCACUAAAGAAUGUGACACAGGGCCAGUGUGGGCCUGGGGAAAGAUAAUGGGGCUGGGGAGGACAUGUGGCCUGGGGAGAGUCCCAUGGGGCAGUUGGAGAGGCAUGGAGACCCACAUUGGGCCCCCAGGCCUGAGGUUCGCCAACCCUGGUCCAAACCCUCCAAGUGUCCCUCUUUUCCGGGGACAGUCCUGGAUUUACAGAAGCCAUCCCAGUUUCUGAUUUGAUCCCAGAAUGUCCUGCUUCUCCUUAGGAUGCCCCUAUUUUCAUUGGAUAAAUGGAGGGUACGGAGUUAUGUGACCCUCAAGCUGAGGAGAUAAGUAGCUAUACAACUCUUGGAAGGCAUUUGAACGCAGCCCUGUGUAGGGAAGUUUUGAAAUGUUUAAUGUUUCAUUAUGUUUUUAUAUAUAUUGGAACCCGCCCAGAAUUGAUUGGGCAUCCCAGGCAGAUGGGUAUGGUAUAAAUAAAUAAAUUAUUAUUAUUAUUAUUAUUAAUUGAAUAGGACAUUCCUAUUUUCAUUAGAGAAAUGUUGGAGGGUGUGCUGGUCUCUAUAUAAUCUGCUACCUCUCCUGGCUACUUAUGCCAACAAAAAUUAAAUGAAUGUUUCUGGUACUAAACAAAGGUAGAAGACAUCUGAAAUUGCAUUACUGUAGCUGCAUUUAUCAGUAACUUUUGUGCUCAAACGGAUGAACCCGUUAUUAAUUUCCUGAUUUGUGCCUUGGUAGACAUAUCUUUUUCACUCAGGUAUUCCUAAUUAGUUGCAGUGGGAAAGUGAUCCUGAUGCGUAGGUCACAGGCCUUCAGUUUCCAAGCGAGUCUCCACUGGAUUUCAUUCCACAGUAAUGGAAGGUUAAGUUCCGAUAUGCUGCAUGUGUUAUGCCACUGCUACCUAGAUAAUAUUUUAAAGGGAACUAAUUUCUCUAGAGGCCUCCCUUGUGUGGAGUUAUUCCUACAGGCAUUUAAUAAUUGCUGCAUGUUAGCUGCAUUCACUAAAGCCAUAUCCCUUCUUUCCCCUCUCAGCUGCUUAGAGGAUUAAGAGUUUCCAAGCCAUAGAAAUACCUGAAAUACCAGGAUAGGGUGUAACAGAGCCUGCAGGGCUGUGAAACAUUCCAGCAGGCUUGGUGAAUUCAAAGCAUGUGUGAAUUUAAGCAAUGAGAGAGUGUUUGUUUUUGCUCUCAGCACAUCCUGGCUCAGGGAGGAAGAGAUAAGAAUAUAUUAGUGGAGGUUUUUAAGGAAGGUUGGCUUGAGUUCGCAAUCUUCUUUUCCUUUAAAGCGUUUAUAUCCCACCUUACCGUAAAAGGACAUGGUAACUGGGAAAAAGAAAAGAAAACAGCUAGGAAAGAUAAAGGUAAAGGUACCCCUGACCGUUAGGUCCAGUCGCAGACAACUCUGGGGUUGCACGCUCAUCUCACUCUGUAGGCCAAGAGAGCCGGUGUUUGUCCGCAGACAGCUUCCGGGUCAUGUGGCAGCAUGACUAAGCCACUUCUGGCAAACCAGAGCAGCCCACGGAAACACCCUUUACCUUCCCGCCGGAGUGGUACCUAUUUAUCUACUUGCAUUUGACAUGCUUUCGAACUGCUAGGUGGGCAGGAGCUGGGACCAAACAACGGGAGCUCACCCUGUCGCAGGGAUUCGAACCGCCGACCUUCUGAUCGGCAAGCCCUGGGCUCUGUGGUUUAGACCACAGCGCCACCCACGUCCCUACAAACAGCUAGGAAUGUUUACUAAAAGGCAAGAGUUAAACAUGGCAGUAUAACGCAUGAAUUAAAUGCUAGUAAAAGAGAGCAGCAAUUAAAGCAAAGGCAGUAAACUGGAAGCAACAAAUAAAUCCUCAUAACUGAAGCGAACCAAAGGCCAAAUAAGACAAUGAAGAAGUCUAGCACAAGACUUCCUAAAAAUGAAGGUCAAUGCCAUACAACAGACAGUAAUCCAAGUGGAUGCUCUGAAACUAGUGAUUAGGAUGACCAUACAGUGGUACCUCGGGUUAAGUACUUAAUUCGUUCUGGAGGUCCGUUCUUAACCUAAACUGUUCUUAACCUGAAGUACCACUUUAGCUAAUGGGACCUCCUGCUGCUGCCGCGCCGCCGGAGCACGAUUUCUGUUCUCAUUCUGAAGCAAAGUUCUUAACCCAAGGUAAUAUUUCUGGGUUAGCGGAGUCUGUAACCUGAAGCGUAUGUAACCUGAAGCGUAUGUAACCCGAGGUACCACUGUAUGUCCUACUUGACUUUGGAGAAUAGGGUUAUCCCUUGCUAUUAGCCAGGUUGACUGUGGUCUGUGUCCAAGGUUAGAGGUCAGCUUAUGAAUACUGGUUGCUGGAAACCACCAGGGGGAGGUGUGCUCUUGUGCUUGAGGGUUUCCCAACUCUGCCCCAACUCUGGCCCUUCCUAUGACUUACUGUAUUCUCAUGACUAGCCCACUCCCCAUCUUAGUGUUUUGGAACAACCCCCACUGAAAAAUUCUCAAGCCCAUGCCUACCCAUUUAAUGCAUUGCCUGCCCUAUUGAUAUGUGUCACAUCCAGGUUUUCCCCAACUAAUUUCCCCAUUGGCUUCAUCCUCCCCCAAGGGGCGGAGGUGGAACUUACUUUUUCCUUACCUGGACCAUGAGUGUACUGAAGAAGCCUGCUCUAUCUUUCCUUCUCCCUCUUGCAAUAACAGACACUGGGAUGAAUGGAGGAGCUUAGAGGCAGGUUCCUCAAGGGAUGCACUAAAUUUUCAAGAAGGCUGCUGACUAAUCAGCAGAGAGAUAAUUUUGUCAUAAAUUGGGACUGAGCCAGUGACUAUCCGGCUGGUCUCUGUUCCAGUACAGUGGUACUGUGGCUUCACACUUCAAAACUGCCAUCUUGAAGGCAAGAAAAGUACAAGAAACUUGUUUUGUUUUCAUUAGCCACUAGCUGGCAGGGUUUCGCGGUCAGCCAAGAACACGAGGAUUCGCCAUUUCUGAGCACAAUGUUGUUUUCUUCUGUAAAAUCAGUAUCUUGUGUUGCCCAAGCCAGUUCCUUAGAUUUCUAGGUGUACUGGUAGACUGGACCCCAGAUGGAGACUGUUCAUUUGUAUCAGAAGCCUUUGCUUCAUAAGCUUUGAGACUCAGCCAUGGUCUCCCUUUAAGAUCUGAAUGCAAGUGGAUGUUUAUACAGUUCACUGCUGGAUUGGGUCCUGUGUGCAACCCAUUUAAACUGGCUUGCCGCAUUCUUCUGUGGCAUGAUAUAGGAAGAAAACCCCAUCCUGCAGGGAUCGCCAGAAAAGAAAUUAGCUGUUAUGUGAAUGGCUGUCUUUCCUACUUUGCACCUUGCCACACCAUUGCUGUAUCCUGCAAAGAUAAAAGUAACACUUGUCAGAAAUUUGUUAGGUGUGAAACAGCUCUGAGUCACUGUCACUUCAGUUGUUGAUGAGCCAGCGAUGUAAGAAGUGAGAAAUUCUAUCAUGAUUUUAAAAAAACAAAAAACAAAAAGUACCUAUAUUUGGCAUGAAAGCAUUACGUAAUAUGAGCCUGAAGAAAAAGCACUGGAGAGGUUAUUCUCACACUGUGAUCUUCUGCCUUGUUUUUAAUAGAUUUUUACCUCAGCCUUUGCUUGGGCGGAUGGAAGUUUUAGUCCAAAAUACAGUGGUACCUUGGUUCUCAAACUUAAUCCAUUCCAGAAAUGCAUUCCAAAACCAAAGCGUUCCAAAACCAAGGCACGCUUUUCCAUAGAAAGUAAUGCAAAAUGGAUUAAUCUGUUCCAGACUUUUAAAAACAACCCCUAAAACAGCAGUUAAACAUGAAUUUUACUAUCUAACAAGACCGUUGAUCCAUAAAAUGAAAGCAAUAAACAAUGUACUGGGCUCCACACAGUCAUAAAAACAAAACAAAACUAGGUAAAGGGAAAAGUACCCCUAACCGUUAGGUCCAGUCAUGGACGCCUCUGGGGUUGCGGCGCUCAUCUCACUCUAUAGGCCGAGGGAGCCAGCAUUUGUCCACAGACAGCUUCUGGGUCAUGUGGCCAGCAUGACUAAGCCGCUUCUGGUGAACCAGAGCAGAGCAUGGAAACGCCAUUUACCUUCCCACCGGAGCAGUACCUAUUUAUCUACUUGCACUUUGACGUGCUUUUGAACUGCUAGGUGGGCAGGAGCAGGGACCGAGCAACGGGAGCUCACCCCAUCGCGGGGAUUUGAACUGCCAACCUUCUGACUGGCAAGUCCUAGGCUCUGUGGUUUAACCCACAGUGCCACCUGCAUCCCUAAAAACAAUACUAAAAAACCGCAAAAACAAAAACGCAAAAUAAAUAGCAAAAACAGACAGACCUCAGCGUAACACUCAAAACGGAACUGUGGCACUCAAAACGGAGCACGUUCGGCUUCCAAAGAAAGCUCUCAAACAUCCGGGUUUGUAGUGUUUGGGUUCCAAGUUGUUUGAGUACCAAGGCGUUUGAGAACCAAGGUGCCACUGCAUAUGGAGGGCAGCAGGUUGGUGAAGGCAGUUUAACAGUGAUAUAGCAGAAAUUAAGUAUAGUUAAAGAACAAAUUAGAUCUUUCUCUUGUAAAUAAAACAAGCCUUCUCAUGCACAGUUGAAAGAAAAAGAGUUUGUCAACAAAAUAAAUAUGGAAAACUUUCCUGCCAUUUUUGCUUCCUGUUUCUCCAAACCAAACAAGAUACUUUACCUGCUUCAGGCAAUUUCCUUUCCUGGGAAACAGUCUCCCUUCCUUGGGCAGUUCUGUUUUUAAUAUAUAAUCUCAGGCUGCUUUCAGAGACCAAGGCCUGGAUUCCACUGGCAUGACCUCUUCUCUUCUAACUGCACUGCACAGCUUCUGCUUAAUGGGCAGUUAAGAGAGGAACCAUUUGUGAGGUCUUCGGCUUUAAGGGAGAGGAGCAGAAACACCUGGGAAGCAAAUACAUAAUCCUGCAGAUUGCUUUACAGACAGAACCUCAGUUUACCACUUGUGGGCUUUCCAGGGUCAUCCUGCAAAGAGAGGAUCCUGCAAGCUCUCCUUAUCUUCUUAUGUGUACCAGUCCCACAGAUUUCAGAUGAACUCAGUUCUAGUAGAAUUUGGGGUGGACUGCUGCUCUCGGUUUAGCAUGCUUAGGUGCACUGACCAGAAUGCAAAGAAUGGUUAAAGCAAAGCACCCAUGCUUCAUUACUGACGAGUAAUCUGUCUCCCCUUUGCCCUUGCCAAAUAGCCGUUGCCUUGCUUGAGGGAAAUGGGGAAAGGUGUCCAAGAGGCUACAUGGAGCAACAGCAGAGAGGCCCAUUUAGGAUGUAACACUAAACUAUGGUUUAGCACCCUGGUGGCUAACCUGGGGCACUCUGGAUGUUGUUGGGCAGCAGUUUGCAUCUGCCCCAGCAAGCACGACCAGCAGUCAGGGAUGGAGGCCAGCAGUGCUGGGCAAUACAGUAGACCCUCUGGAUACGAACUUAAUUCAUUCCAGGAAUCCAUCCGCAACCUGAAAAGUCCGUAUCCAGAGGCACCGCUUCGGGUUAAGCAUUUUCUGGUUGCGCUCCGCGGCGACCUGGAAGUAACGGAGCACGUUACUUCCGGGUUUCGCCACGCCCGCAUUUGCAGACCAUCAAAAUGACAUCAUGCGCAGAAGUGCCGAAACAUGACCCACACAUGGACAUGGGUUAUGUUCGCUUCGGGAUGCGAACAGGGCUCCGGAACGGAUCCUGUUCGCAUCCCGAGGUACCACUGUAGAGGUACAGAGGUACGACUGUAUUAGCUUUUCAACAAAGUAAUGUAUCACCAGCCAAACAUAGCAAUAUAGUGAUACAUUGCGAUGUUGAAAAGCAGAGGGAGAAACAAGCUGCAUUGGGCUGGCAGUUUCACCAUGGUGUCUUGAAGGCCCAGGCCCAAUCCAACUCAUUCCUCCAGGCGCGGCGGUGGAGGGAGUCUCUCUGCCACCAGCACCCAGCAUGCUGAGGGAGGGAUAAGCUCCAUCAUUUCUGGCACCUACUGGCUCGUUCUUCCCUCGGUUUGAGGGCCAGAGCACAAUGGCGUCUUCACCCAAGCAGUAUAUUGCAGGUGAAACCACUGCCACUCCUGAGUCAGGAGUGGUGGCUGCGGUUUCACCUGCGAUAUACCACCAGGUGAAGACACCAUUGUGCCCUGGCCCUCAAACUAGUAUCAAUACAUGGCCCAGCAACAUCUGAAGUUCCACAGGUUAGUCAUCCCUGGUUUAGCAUUGUAUGUAUGAGCAGCAACAAACCUCAUGCCCAUGCACUCUCACCUCCUUUGGCACAACCAAAGAGGUGUGGCGUGGGGGAUUGGAAGCUUUAACACUUGCUUUUAAACUAACCACUUUGUUUAUGCCUGAACGCAGUUGAACUCUGGUUUGAUUGUUUGAACAAACCAGAGUUCAAGUCAACCAGAGUUCUCUGAGUUUGGAUGUAACAAGAAACACUGGUUAGUUUGGGAGCAGAAGCUAAAGCUUCUACUUUCCCUGUGGUUAUGCCAGAAAAGCGGGAGCAGAGGACUAUAUGAAGCCCACAGAAGCACAUGCGCAUAGAGUUUACACGUGGUUUAAAUUUACUUCCAAACUGGUCCUGUGAGCUUGGUAAUGCCUGGUUCCUACUUCUCUGUUGACCCAUUGUGUUGAAGUUUAUUUGGUGGACUGUGUGCGCUGCAGAGACAUCUGGGUCCAUUCUGAUCUCUGGGUCAAGGUACUUCUGUUUUUUUCUUUUUCUCUUUUUGAACACACAUGUGUAGCCAGUCUUUUCUGAGCAAACAAAAUAUAAUUGGGACAAGAGAUAGCUCCUUUGUUCUUUUUUUAGGAGUCAACAUUAAUUUUGCAUUAAAGCUAACAAAAUGACACCAACAAGGAUAUGAAAUUUAAGGAUGAAUUUGAAACUGCAUGCUUAACUGAAUUAAUAGCAUUGCACCCUAUAAUUGCUGCAGGUCAGACAAGAAAAGAGGUUGUCAAAAAUUCAACCAAGUUUUUCAGAUAUUGGCAAUAAGCCCACCCCCACCCCAGCACAUACUACUAUGUCUUACUGAGUGAUUUAAUAUCUUGGAUAUUUCUUAGUAAAAUACAUGAUCAUUCUGCAGAGAGAAAUACCAGGAGGUUUUGUUUUGCAUCUGGAAAGGUUGUUCAUUAUCAUAAUAUUUGUCUGAAUGUGUCCUUUUAUCUGCGUAUUUAUUUUUAAAGAUAGGGUUAUGUAUUUUGAUGUUUUAUUUAAAAAAUGUUACUUUCUCUUUAAGCUCCUAGUACAGAGUCAAAUAUUGUCUUAUGUGCUCUGUCAGAAAAAUGACUGCACGGAGAACAGGGCUGGCGGUUCAAGGCAAUCUAUUGAUCUAUCUUUCUGCAUUCCCUUUUCUCUUUAAUGAGGACUAGAAUGUUUCCACAUCAGUUAACCGCCUCCAUAAAGCACCAGAAGGUCACACCAGCAUCACACUCGUCUUUUUUUCUUUGUGUCUAUAAUAUAAUUGGCUGAUUGUGCUGGUGAUGAGUGAGCUCGCCUCCCCCCCCCACCCCCACCCCCCGCAAUUCCCCCAGAGCAGUCUUGGCUACAUGUUAUUAAACCUCAUUGCUCGUUCCCUGAGGAGAACAGCUCUGCUGCGCUCCUCGCUAGCAAAGCCAGUGCCAUUGCGCAGGUUGAAACGGCAGAAACAGCAUCCAUUUUAAUCUGCGGGAAGCCUCUCGGUUUACAAGGGCGUUCUUUUCUCCUUCAGAUGCUGUAAAAAUUAACUGUGCAGCUUCUGUAAACAUUCUUGGCUCUCGGUGUCUGGUUUCUGUAUGAUGCACUGAGAUGGUACACCAGGAAAACUGUUCGUAUCAGGUAAGAAUUAAAGCUCUUCUGCCAUAAUCGGCAUCAUCCCUUUUAGAAGAGAGGAGGGAAGAGGCCUGCCUUUUUUUACUUGUUUUUUAUUUCGAUGCAGCAGGUUGCUUCCUUUCAGCUUAUGUAAAAUUGGGUCACCUUUCUAAAUGGAAGGAUUUCUGGGCUGCUGUUUUGUUGGUGUUCUCUUUUCAGGGCUACUAUUAAGGGGCACAAUGAGGAAAGCCGACAAAUAAUCCUUACUUUGCUUUUAAGAUAGCAGGUUGUUAAGCAGCUAUUGCCAAGUCUCUGUGUGUGCCUGUUUUUACAGGGAAGGAAAGCAGCUCCGUAUAUCAAAUGAUAAGGCUCCACUUCAAAAACAGCAUUUUAUCAGCAUUAUACAGAUUCUUUAAAAAAAACAAAACCAGUAUAGGUUUUGGUUUGUGCCAUUUAGUGGAUGAUGAUACUGUGAGGAGGAUGUUAGGGAAAGAUGGUUAACUGAAUAAUUGUCAUUAAAAUACGUGUAGUAAUCUGAAUGUAGUCUGAAUGUUAAAUUCUACUUGUGAGCACAAUUGGUGUGGGCAUGUUUUGACUGUGAUGAGGUGUAAGAAUUUACAUGUCUGAUGCAUGUAGCUCAGUCUAUGUUUGUUGUUUGUAGUCUCAAAGACUCCAGAUACUAUGUUUUGUAGACAGCACAUAAUUUAGCAUGCUACCUCUGGAAAUAUUGCUUCCUUGUUUCCUGAAAGGUGCUUCUUUUUGGAGGGAUUUGUUUUUCAAAUGCUUUACGUUUAUUGUAUGCAUGGACACGCCGAGAAGCAAAAUAUUAGUUGUGUAGAUUUCAAGCUGCUUUGAGAAAUGGAUUUCUCCCAUCUUAUAUCUUCGCACGCCACCUUUACAGGACUGGUUUCCUAUCCCAGUAGAAGUGAUUCUUUUAGAUUCUGGCUUGAUUGCUGUGGUUGGUGGUGCAUGAGUGGGGAUAUACCAUUUUAAAUCUACAGUUAAAAGAAUAUUUAAUGCCAAACGAAACACAUAAAGUUGCACUGGUGUCGGUGCUAACCCAGUCUAUGCUUAGAACGAAGUCCUUUUCAUAGGCUCAACUCCAGUCUUUAGCACGUAUAUUUCAACUCCCACCUUCUAAAAUUUAUUGAACUUGAUCCAGACUAAAUUAGUCACGCUUUUGUCCCAUUGAAAUCAACAGGGUCGUGGAGAACCUAAUUCCUAUUGAUUACACUGGGGCUAGAGCGUGACUAACUUAGUCUGGAUUCAGCCUAUUUUAUUUUUUGCACAGCACGUAAUCAGGAAUAAAAUAAAGGUGUAGAGGAGCCAAAUAUACUGAAUUUGCAAGUUGUUUACAGAAAAGUGCAAGUGUUGUAGGGAAAGGGAUUAACCAAGAUGGAGAGGGAAAGUCUCUGUAGGGAACAGCAUGUUUAGUCUCUGUGUUCCUACACAUAAUGAAGGUAGAAGUGCAAAAAUAGGAACCAAGUAAUGUGCAGCUGUAGCUUUUUAAAAUUCUGUUUAAAUAGUUUUAGGAUAACUGCCCCCCCAAAAAAUCUUUCCACUUGCAUUUUCUCCCAUUUUUGGAUUUCUGCACAUUUUAGCCCAUGUUCUGCUUAGUCAAUAGCACCACUUUGGCUUGACACCUCCUGGCAUUUUAAUAAAUAGCCCAGUUGCUGUGUCACAAAGAAUGCCCCACAGCCACAUUUUGUAAUCUGGUAGGAGUCAAAGGUUGCCCAUUGUUCCCUUUGAAAUGGAAGUCGCUUCUUUGGCAACCGUGAUUAAGAGAAGGGUACACUGAACACCAUCAAGAACGGCUUCUGAUAUUGGGAUGGCCUGCUCUUUGACACAUUUGUGCAUUUUAUGUAUGUGUUUGAUCAUAACCCAUCUCCGCUGUGGUGGCACUUGCUGAGUUCUGCAUAUGAACCUGGGAAAUCUUUGCAAAACAAAAUUGUUGCCUUUAAAAGAAAAGUGGGGCAGGGAAGGUGUCUUGUGUAAAACACCUUGUUAGGGUGACACAGUUCACCAAAAGCAAAAAAAAACCCAAAAGCAACAAACCCAUUAACCUGGAGGUUGCAUUUUUAAUCCAUCUGUGAUGUGGAAUCCAGGGUUUUAGCAUCACACUGGAAGCUAUAAAUGAUUAGAUUUCAGCAGGCCUGGCCAUAAGGGCAGCUUCUCUCAGCGGGGGAUGGGAAAAUGUCAGGAGCUGCCGCUGCCGCUGUCACAAGUGCCAUCUGUGGUUAAAUAAUAAAUGCCUUGUUUUGCAUCAUACUGUAAACCAGAUUAGAGCUUUUUUCCCUAUUGCCCUUAGCAGAGAAUAUCUGUAUCCUGUUAAAGUGUAACACACUCUACUUUUCAGAGAUAUGCUGUUUAAAUAUUGGAGCCCCUUUCUCCUUUAAUUUAGAAGAAAAGAUUAAUAAGGGCCUUCCUACAUAAUAUCAUAUGCUACCUAAUGUUGUGCUUGCUGCUGAGUAUAUACUUGACAAGGAACUGCAGCCAAUCCUGGCUCUCUGAGCAUACCUGUAUGGUACUGUUACUAACAUGCUUGAUCUUUUAUGUGCCUUGCUAUGAGUAGUGUCUGACUAAGACAUACUUUGAGCAGAUGCAUUGAAAUUGGUGGGCUUUAGACAACCAUGACUAACCUAAAUCUGUCGAUUUCAUUGGGCCUAUUCUGAUGUCAUAGGCUGCGUACACAUCAUGGGUGAUACCAUCGUGCCAAGGAGAUAGUUCCAUCUGGCAAGCAGAAAUGUUUGCACUAAUGGAACAACCUCUCCUCCCCCCCCCAUGUGCUAUUCUGGGGGACCUUCCAACCUUCCUGAGCAGAACUGAGGAAGAAACAAGGGGAAGUCCUCUUGAGCUAUCAAGACUUAUUGCUCUGACUUCCACUAGUGCCACAGCUUACUUGAAUCUGGCUCUAUAACUUUCAUGUACAUUGGAAGCACAGUUCAUCCCCUCAAAGAAUUAUGGGCACCGUAGUUUAAGGGUUGCUGAAAUUGUAACUCAGUGAGGGGUAAACGGCAGUGCCCACAAUUCUUUGAGGGGGUGAAAUGUGCUACAAAGGUGCUUUAAAGGUAUCAUGUGUAUGAAGCCUUAGUUGGGUGCAAGCUUUAAGAAACAACCCGUAAUGAGUGACUGACCCUGAGAUUGAAAGGUGAUAUGAAAUAUUCACAAAAUUAUGAACAGUUGGGAGAGGAUACUGGAACUAAUGGUCUCCAAGCAAAACUGUUGGCAGAUCAGGGCAAACAGAAUGUGUUUAAUGGGCAUAGAGGAUCCUUCUUAGGUGUAGAAGCAGCUUUUAAAAAAUAGAGACAGUUUUGUAUGUGUAAGGUGAGUGAAUAGGCAUGGUUUUGUUGCCACUGAAUGUGAGACCAGUGUGGUGUAGUAGUUAAAGCGUUGGACUAUGGCCUAGGAGAGCCCAGGGUUCAUAUCCCCAUGCAACCACGAGGCAAAACCACCCACAGUUCAUUGGAGGAAAUGUAGGACAUCAAUGUAUUAAAAAAUAAACACAAAUUCUGGCUACAAAUGUGAAUUUUGUGCACUAUUCAGAUUCUAGCUAUUGAUAAUAAACCAUGUAGUUACAUUUUUUAAAGCCCCACUAGCAUCUUAGCUUGGACAACUUACAGAAUGGACCCUGAGGAAGAGGUUGGAAGGUAAAGACUAGCUCAAUUAUCCCUGGCUCCAUGGGCUGCAUUUGGGAUACACUGGGAGCAAGACUGGUUCCUUGCCCUGGAUAAUGGGGUCGCCAGAGGCAGCAUUCACAGCCUGGUGAUUUCCUGAACAUAAUCCUUUGUUAGAUUUAUAUCCUGCUUUUCUGUCUUGAUGGAACUGAGAACAAAGGUCCAUAGUGUCCCCAGAUGCUUUUCCAUCCAGGCAGUAAUCCAACCCAGGAGGCCUGCUUAGUUUCAGCAUAGUGGCUGCAUCAUGUGUCUCCUGAUUGUGCCUAGGGAUUAUUUGCUUACUUCUCUGGGGGAGGAAAAAAGAAGAGCCAGAUCAGAUCAAAGAGAUCAAAGUCCAGCUUCGUGUUUCCAGCAGUGACCCGGCAGAUGCCUCUGGGGAGCCCAGAAGCAGGACUUGAAGGCACCAGCCUUCGCCUGGUGUGUCCCAGAGGUUGUCAGCCGAGAGAUUCCAUUUUAAUUGACAGGCCGGUCAUCUGUGAAUUUGUUUAAUCCUUUUUAUAACCAUCCAAGCCACCUGCCACCAUCUCAUCAUAUGGUGGUGAAUUCUAUAACUUAAUUACGUGCAGUGUGAAGAAGCACUUUCUUUCCUCUGUCCUCAGUCUACUACCGAUCAGUUUCAGUGGGUGACUCCUAAUUGUUUCUCCUCUUUAUCUAUACCUUCCUUAAUUUUAAGGAGCAUCCCUUUCAGGGAUGUUCGUCUGGCACCAUCUGUGUGGUCUUUUCAGCAGCAAGCAAACUGGGCCUUUUACAUGAUUUAUGCAGUCUGGGCCUCUUGUUUUUGAAGCAUGUGUUUUGAUUUGAGGGGUGCUGUGGCUUGUGGCCGGUCAGAUGGAUGGGAUACAAAUAAUAAAAAUGUUGUUGUUGUGGUUCGAGGACCCGACCCCCGCGAUGUGAAAUAAAUACACAAGGACACGUGAUAUAAGGUUAAUGGGCAAGAAAAGGCCACAACUUUAUUGAUUACAGCAGUGAAAAGGUAUUGGCUUAGGCAUUGGAUGUCUAAAACAAGGGGGUUUAUUCACCAGUAGGUGGAGCCUGUUGAUGCUAAUCCAACUAUAGGCUCUCCCCUGAUGUCACCGGGGGUCGUGCCAUGGCCUCCCGCCAAGCAGGCAUCGGACAGAGUACACGACCGCCAGAUUCCUUUAACGGAAUACCCAAAAAUUGAAGGCAUAGGCGAUGGCCACACCCAGCCCUUCGACACACCACAACACAUUAUUCCAAUGCCUAACCGUAUACCUUCCUUAAUUUUAAGGAGCAUCCCUUUCAGGGAUGUUCGUCUGGCACCAUCUGUGUGGUCUUUUCAGCAGCAAGCAAACUGGGCCUUUUAAAUGAUUUAUGCAGUCUGGGCCUCUUGUUUUUUAAGCAUGUGUUUUGAUUUGAGGGGUGCUGUGGCUUGUGGCCGGUGAGAUGGAUGGGAUAUAAAUAAUAAAAAUGUUGUUGUUGUUGAAUUCAGGUACUGUUGGGGCUGUAUUUGAUGCUGCAAAUAUUCCUGCGCUACUGACUUCCAUGCAUGCAACCCCUCCGGGGCCCCCCUCCAAGCACACACUGAAAACCAGCACCAGGGGGUUGAGAGGGCCAGAGGAUUUGGAGGGCAUGUGGCCAAGGGAGAAGAACAAGAAGUCCAAUUGUUCAAGUGGGGAGGUUUUGGUUUCCCCCUAAAAAAAAUAAAAGGUUUUACUAUUUCUUGGGUAGUCACAACCAAUUCAGAACCCAUCAGUAUAUAUGUGAUUUUGAACAGAGCUCUAUUCAGGCAUUCAUCAUAAUUGCACAAUUACCACCCCAUAAUAAGGGGGAGAUGUGCUUUUUUGCCACCUCUCAAAUUGUAUCCCCUGCCGUCCUCAUGUUUUAGGGAAGAGGGGAGCUAUCUUUACAUGCCCAGGCUCUUCAUGAUCAGGCCGCUAAAUCAUGUCAGGGAUCUACAUUUGUAGAGAAGACUGCCCUCUGAAGAUCUCUUCUGAAGACCCAGUAGUCACAGUCCAUUUAUCCCCCUAACACAAUGCUAAUUGCAUAAGCAUGAACGCUGGAUGCCAUAGGUAUUCACCAGCCUGAUGCCCUCUGCCAGUUUUGGACUACAACUCCCAUCAGCCUCAGCCAGCACAGCUAGAGGGCAACAGGUUGGCUAUCACAGGAGUUUAAUCAGGAGACUUCGGUGAAGCAAUUCAUCCAAAGCUUUUUGAGAGCCCUGGUCUUGAGGGCAGUUCUGCAAAGCCUGGAAGCCAGGUUCUGGGUGGCCCAUAUUUCCACCAAUAGGAGUCCCUUUGGGGUUGGACCUAUGAGUGCUCUGAACACAGACGCUGUCACCGUUCCCUGAAAUCUACAGGUUCUGCCUUCCCACACAAAUCUCACUCAUCCUAAUGACCAGGAUUCUUCCACUUUCAUUUGACUCGGGGCAACUUCCCAUGAAUGUGAACAUUUUAAAUGAACACUGUAUCUACCCUUGCCAAAGACCAUAGGUUUAUGUUAUGUUCAUUUCUGAAUACAAUGUAUUAGAAGCCAUUAAUGGCUAAAGGAAACACUAAAAGGUUUAUAUAUCUACUAUUGCAGAACUGUUCUGGGGGAGGAAAGUCUUUCGUAUUAUUUAGGUCAUCAGUUUGAAUCUCUUCCCAGAUCAAUGGUGACACACAAAAUUAGAUCAUUAUUAAUAAAGAAUUUUCAUAACCUCCACACAUUUAUUAAUGCAGAAUAUCCUACUGGGUCCCUGGUUCUCUGUUUAAAAUUACUGGGUGCAUUUUCUAUACAUUAAUCCACGCUAAAUGAACUCUUAAUAUGGCUCCUAAUUAUUAUCUCCCACUUCUAACUCUGAACUGCUUAGAUGGUGGUUACCAGCACAGAUGCAUCAUUUAUCUGAAGCGUGAUUCUGCAGUUGUGAGAGUCAGAAUGACUUGCUCACAAAUAACUGGCUUCGGACUGUCAGAGCUUCACAAAUGGGUUGCCUUGUCAGUUCCAGAAACAACCUGAAAUGCUCCCUUUGCUUUGGAGGGGAAGCUGAUGGUGUUACAUAUAAGUUUCAUAUCCGUGCUGAUUUUAGAGCUUAACAUAUUGUUUUUCCAAAAACAAAAUAACAUCUGGGAUAAAUUGGAAGUUUCCCUAGAAGCCUCUAGGAGUUCCACAACUAUGUUUACCUAUAGAUCUGGCAAUAAUAUGCACAAAGCACGUCAAAACACAGAAGGUGUAUUGUUUCGACUCCUCUAGGAAAAUAGCCACUUCUCCAAAAAAAUGUUUGCUCAGCCAGAGGCAGAUCAAGCUCCAUAGCAGGUCUAAGGUUUGGGGCUGUGUUAGCCAAAUCUUUUGUUGAUCUGGCUGUCCAGUAGUUACAGUAGCACAGCAGGAGGUUUCAGGCUAUUUUGAUUACUCAAAUACCUUUGGACAAGUGAACUGAAUUUCCAGGAUGUCAUUUGGGUGGGGAAAAGUUGUUCCUGUGUCCAGGGCUCCUGCAUUCUACCUCUCCUAUGCAAGUUUUUAAAGUUUUCCUACUCUUUCUUUCCUACUCUUUCUUUUAAAAUGUCCAAAGCUACUGUCAGGAAGCCAUGAUUUUGGCUUAGGCAAAUGCCUUUUUUAAAACAUUCAGUAGGUUUAUAGCAUAGGCAAGCUCAGCCCUCCAGAUGUUUUGGGACUACAACUCCAAUCAUCCCUAGCUAACAGGACCAGUGAUCAGGGAUGGUGGGAGAUGUAGUCCCAAAACAUCUGGAGGACCGAGUUUGCCUAUGCCUGGUUUAUAGAUUUCCAUGCAUAAUCUGUGCAGGAAAAAUAUUUGCCCAAUUCAUUGUUGCCAUCAUAACAUUUUAGACACCUGGUGUGACCAGGCAGUAUGAUAUAAGCAUCGGUCGAAGCAGGCAUGCACACUCUUCCCCACCCUUUCCUAGCUAGCAUUUAGGCUUGAAAAAGUGUUUCAGUUCUUUUCCAAGACAGGUGCUUGGGGCGGGGGGUGGGGAGUAACCGUCUGGGAGAGUGCAACCCAUGUGUUAAAGGAAAUAUGUUCAACAAGUUUUUUAGAAAAAAGACCCAGAAAAUUCUCACCAACAAGCUGUUUUCACAGGCUAAAAUUACAUGUGCUAUUUUCAGAGUACCCCCCCCCAAAAAAAAAGAAGAAGAAGAAGAAGGAAAAGGAUGAAAGUGACUUGAAAGCAGCAUAUGUGAAUUUAUACAUAUACAUGCAGACAGGGGAAUAGUUGCUAUAUUUUAAAAAGAAAUACAAUACAGGUCACCAUUGGAAGGGACCACGAGGAUCAUGUAUAGUCCAGUCCUCAGUAAUGCAGGAACCUUUCACCUAACGUGGGGCUCAAACCCAUGAACCUGAGAUUAAGAGUCUCAUGCUCUGCCAACUGUGCUACCCCUCAUCAAGAGUGGGGAAGACUACAACCAGGCGAUAUGUGUGCCUGCCCACUGGUCCUGAAAGACCUAGAUUGACUACCAGUACUUUUCUGAGUGGGUGAGGGAUUCAGGUGACCGCUGUGGGUUAAACCACAGAGCCUAGGACUUGCCGAUCAGAAGGUCAGCGGUUGGAAUCCCCGCUACGGGGUGAGCUCCCAUUGCUCGGUCCCUGCUCCUGCCAACCUAGCAGUUCGAAAGCACGUCAAAGUGCAAGUAGAUAAAUAGGUACCGCUCCGGCGGGAAGGUAAACAGCGUUUCCAUGCGCUGCUCUGGUUCGCCAGAAGCGGCUUAGUCAUGCUGGCCACAUGACCUGGAAGCUGUACGCCCGCUCCCUUGGUCAAUAAAGCAAGAUGAGCGCCGCAACCCCAGAGUCGGUCACGACUGGACCUAAUGGUCAGGGGUCCCUUUACCUUUACUUUUCUGAGCACAAUUCAGAGCGUUGUUGACCUUUACUGCUUCGGUCCUAUAUACCUGAAGGAGCAUCUCCACCCCCGUUGUCCAGCUCUGAGGGCCUUCUGGCAGUCCUCUCAUUGUGAGAAGUGAAGUUGCAGGGAACCAGGCAGAGGGCCUUCUUGGUAGUGGAAUGCCUUCCCAUCAGAUGUCAAAGAGAUAAACAAUCAUAUGAUUUUUCACAGACAUCUGAAGGCGGCCCUAUUUCAGGAAGCUUUUAAUGUCUCAUGUUUGGGUGUGUUCCUUUAUAUUUUGUUGGAAGCCGCCCAGAGUGGCUGGGGCAACCCAGUCAGAUGGGUGGGAUGCAAGCAAUAAAUUAUUAUUACUACUACUAUGUUCAUUUAUCACAUGCAUCUUAAUUUCUUCAUUCUCCCUCUGAUCUCAUGGGUUAUGAGGAAUAUGUAUAGGAGGAUCCUUAGAUUCCCAACUAUAAUCUGUACUAUUUUACAUUUACUUCGUAAGGGUCUUGCUGCUUCUCCUGUACUUACUGUAGUCAGGGAACAUGUAGCAUUAGCGAGCAGUACAGUAUUUUUCUGUGGUUGUGCAAGAUGGUUUUAAUGUCCUUACUAAGUUGUCAGCAGCACAUACAUAAAAGAUGAAUUUGCUUGUAAUGCGGGCAUAUUUAAUUCUGACUCAUUUUUCACUCCCACGGAGAAAUGGAAAAAAAGCUUGCAUCCCACUAACAGUGCCAUUGUGGCGUUCAGGAAAAGGGAGCAUGUGAGUAUUUUGAAAAGCUGUGAAUGACGUGUGAACAUUUUGUUGCAAUUUAAAGUUCACAGCAGUAAAACUAACAAACCUGCCUUGUAAAUCUGCACCCCUGAAAAUGAAUGGGUUUUUCUUUUGUUCAACUGAUAAUUGGCUUAUAGGUAUAAGUCAAUGUUAUGGGGAAGGGAGAUAGAAUGGGGGGAAGGAAGAAUUAAUUUUAGCAACACUAGGAAAUGACAUGCUGAGUCAGCUGUGAGGAUGGGAGCCAUAAAAAAGUAAAGCAUAUUAACAUAAUUCCUACGUGCAGAAAAGUAAUUACAUAGAAGCCUACUAGGAAAAUAAUUGAAUUUAGCUGGCCCAAUAUAUUAAUGCAUGCCUUCUGUUAAACUUUUGAAUAGUGCGUAUUAGAGAGAUCUUUUAAAUAGUCUUCCCUUUUUAGAGUUGCUAGUAAAUGUGUUGUAGGGUCAAAUCUUUUAUGGGUAUUUUAUGGGAGAUUUAGAGGGAGGAUUUUAAAGGCAGUUCUAUAAUCUCAUAAUCUUAUAGUAUACAUUUCACACCAGUUCUUGUUUCAUUGGGGUGGGUCACCCAAAUUGUCUUCCUUAAUGCUUCCUCCCUCAGAAAUUUAGGCACUUAUCCAAUUCCAAAGCACUUACACGUAGAUACGAGUAGUCUCAUCAUCCUAAGUGCUUUUGUGGGAGGAAAGUGAAAUGUAAUAGCCUACAUUUGCGAAAAGGCCUUGGGAAGUUCUGAUGUCAUUAUGGAGUCCAGACAAAAAAGAUGAUUCACCUUGUUGCUGAAAAUACUAUUGAUACAGUGAUGUAGCCAUCAACAACUGCAGGUUGUAAUACCUUAAAUCUCUGCUGUUGUAGUACAGGCAAGUCCAACCACAAGUAGCCUGAGAUCUACCAUCCAAAAUAAAAAACUGGCAGUGAUCAACCACACUCUCCCAUUGUCAUUCUUCAGCUUAAACACAUUAUAUUUGGCUGAGCUUAUGAUAAAAAUAAUAACAAAUUAUAAUCGCUUCAAUAAAACCUGAAAAGUUCAUCAUAAAUCAAUAUAUUUUAAAAAAUACAUACUUUGUAUACUUGUAAUAGCAUAAUAAAAUAACAUUGAGGACAGGGUCCUACAUAAUCAGAACAUGAUGCACGGAUUGUUGUUCACAAAAGCUCGUGCCAUAACAAAUGUGUUAUGUCUUUAAAGUACCCCAGGACUCUUGCUGUUUUUCAAAUGAGUCAUGAGCACUUGUCAACCACAGCAGCGUCCCCAAUAGUUCAAAACAGAAAUUGUGUAAACUGAACUGCAGAGUUGACAGCCUUCAAGCACCACCUUAGAACUGGAUGAAACCUGUAGAAGCCCUUUCCCCUGGAUCCAACCCACCCCUUCCUUUUGAGUAAACGUAAACCAGCCCUUUCUCUUUCUGAGGAGCCAGUGCGCAGGACUGUACACACACACACCACUCCCCACAUGGGUAGGAUGGCAGCCGCUAGGAAGGGUCCCCCACUCCCUCGUGCGUGUUUACUUGGGAGUAAAGCCCCAGUGGUCUGUUUACAGCCAGCAUGGAGGGGAGGGGGCAAGGCAGUCCUCUCCUCAGGGCUGGCUCCUGGAAUGUCCAGCACCAUCUCUCUCUCUCUCACACCCAAACCAGUCCUUUCUCUCGAGGAGCCAGCGCUCAUGGCUUCUACCCACGUGUUGGACGCUGCUGUAGUAGGACCUUAAGAGUCAGAAAAUCCAGAGAUAGAAGCAUUUUCCUUCAUUGGUUACACACGUAUUCCGUAUUACCGUAUUUUUUGUUCUAUAAGACGCACCAGACCAUAAGACGCACCUAGUUUUUGGAGGAGGAAAACAAGAAAAAAAAUAUAUUCUGAAUCCCAGAAGCUAGAACAACAAGAGGGAGCACUGCGCAGCGAUCCCUCUCGCUGUUCUAGCUUCUGGGAUAGCUGUGCAGCCUGCAUUCGCUCCGUAAGACGCACACACAUUUCCCCUUCCUUUUUAGGAGGGAAAAAGUGAGUCUUAUAGAGCAAAAAAAACGGUAUUUUAGAAGCUUUUCCUUUGUUGGAUAUGCAGGUUUGACUGAUUAAAUGCCAGCAACAUAGUGAGACAAUGGCACACCUUGGGUUCGUUUACUUCCCAUCCCUGCAGCCACAAAGCUGAGUUUGGGUCUGGGGUUUUCCCCCAUAAUGGCUUUCUAACCUACUUUUUAGGGUAUUUACCCUCCCAAGGUGCAUUACAUCAAACCAAUACAGUACAAAAUGAAAUUUCCAAGAUUUGAAAUAACAGCAAAAACAAUGUUUAAACAGUUAUUUUCAAACAACCACAAAAGCUCCUGAUUGCAGACCAGGAAAAAAACAACCUGCAUUUUCUGAAGGAUAGCAGAAGUGGUGGUGGUGGUGUGUGGAAUACACAUUUUUGUGUGCAGAGGGCAUUUCUGAGAUACAAAACCACUACGUUUUUUAUUAGCUUCAACUUGUAGUUUCAUCUGACCACAGUCAGCUGUGUUUCAUUUUAACUAUACCAUAGUUUGAAACAGACAACGUCUUAUAAUGGGUCGUAAAACUUAACAAAUCUUAACCAACCACAGUUAAGAUUAACAUCAUUACCUGAAACCUAAACUUUGUUUAAACUGCAGUCAAUAAAAAAAAAAAGGAAAGGAAAUUUUCUGUAGCAGCUUGCUCCUGAGGGAGAACAUGCAACCCUAAGGCAAGCCUUAGAUUAAUACACCUGUCUUCAUCAUGUUCAUUAAUUUCAGUGGGUCUGCCCAAGGCAAAGCUUUGUGGAACACCACUCAUAGACUGGCAGUAACCUCUCCAAACCCUGUCUGGACAUGCCAGGGAUUGAACCCAGGGCCUUACAAAGUAGAUGCUCUGCCGCUAAGCUAUGGUCCUUCCUCAUUUAGGGCUUUGAAAACGGUAUUUCUCAAUCUCUUUUAACCCAUGCCCCUUUUAGCUAACAUAAAAAUCCCACACAGAGACCUUUCGAGCAUGGGUCCUCUAAUUAUUAUAUUGGAAUUUUCAAGUGGGUUUAUAUUGGAAUUUUCAAGCAGGUUCUAAUGUUCUGUUUAUGUUGCACAUAUUUUUUGAACCCCAUCCCCAAGACCAUCAUAUGACCCUCCGUCAAGAAACACUUCAUUGUAGACUAAUACCAGCACCUUAAAUUGGGUCCAAGAACAAAAUUCAGCUACUAGUGCUGAAUUGGGUGUAUUGUGAUCUAAAUGUGUAGCUAGCUCACUGUUUUGGACCCUAAAAGAUGAGUCAUGAAACCACAACAUGAAAAGUCCACAGGGGCUCUGUAAUAAGCCGUAAGGCCUAACCAACUAACACCUGAAUUAAUCUCAAGAUGGCUUAGGUCCUCCCCCUGCCCCCAUCCCUUGUGCUUCCAGGAAAUUCUCCUGAUGAUAACUCCUUCACUGAAUUACUUUGGGAGGGCGGGGUGGUUUCCUGCUUCCAUUAACAUGAAACAUGUGCUAUAAUCAUCCUACUGUUCUGAAGUUUCAUAAAGAACAAGAGACUUCACAAAAUCAAGAGAGACAAGGCAGAAUGGUGUCAGUUAUCUGCUAUUACAAGAUUAAUGAAUGACAUGACCCCAAAGUAGCUGGUUGGCUUUUAUGGAAAAGCAGCGUGGACUCCAGAUGCACAGCGUGAGAGGCAGCGGGGAAUGUGUGGGGUUUCAUCUCCAAAGCGUGCGCUCAUGCAGUGUCACUAAGCUCCGAGCGUUCCUGAGAUGUGCACCUGUCAGUGGGGCUUUGUCUCAAUCUGAGAGGCGAAGUGUUCUAAGCACGUGCAUUUUGCAUCCCCAAGCUGAUCUCAUAACGUUGCGGUUGGCAGCCAACCUUCCAGGCUGCAGCUUGAACUUCAGAAAUGCCUUUACUGUAAACUACUACAGUGGAACCUCAGGACGCGGGUGGCGCUGUGGUCUAAACCGCAGAGCCUAGGGCUUGCCGAUCAGAAGGUCGGCGGUUCGAAUCCCCACAACGGGGUGAGCUCCCAUUGUUUGGUCCCUGCUAGCAGUUCGAAAGCACGUCAAAGUGCAAGUAGAUAAAUAGGUACCACUCUGGCGGGAAGGUCAACGGCGUUUCUGUGCGCUGCUCUGGUUCGCCAUGCUGGCCACAUGACCCCGAAGCUGUCUGCGGACAAACGCCUAUAGAGUGAGAUGAGCGCCACAACCCCAGAGUCGUCUGCAACUGGACCUAACAGUCAGGAGUACCUUUACCUUUACCUUUACUGUUUGGGUAACGAGCUCCGCUAACCCGGAAGUAGAUGCUUCUGGUUGCAAACUUUGCCCCAGGAUGCAAGCAGAAGUCGCACGGUGGUGGCAAGAGGCCCCAUUGGCGAAACCACACCUCAUGUUAAGAACAGUUUCGGGUUAAGAACGGACCUCCAGAACAAAUUAAGUUCGCAACCGGAGGUACCACUGUAUAUGGUAAAAAUAUUGAACUGUAUCCACUGGCAUCAGUCAGCUGAUGGUAAAGGUUCUGUCAGGAGAGCAGGGAAGGAAGGAAUUUUCAGUAAUUCACUUACCACCACAUCAGCCCUCUUAAAUCUGCUCUGGAGGGGGGGUCUCCUAGUGAGGAGGGAGCUUGCAGGGAGGAGAGGGAAUUUCUAAGAACCACUUCCCUCCCCGUUUCACUGUGGAAAAGCCCUACAGUCAGCUAAGUAACACUGUUGGCUACAGCCCAGUUAUUUUCAGUACUCCUGUUUUUUUCUUAGCGAGUCCCUGAAGCAGAAAAAUUGCCCAAGAGAGGAUUCAGGGGACGCAUGUGUAAGUAAUGCGCAUCCAAAGAAAUGUCUGUAAAUUGAAGUGAUACUGGACAUGCUCUGUAACUAUCUACUUAGUGUUUUUUUCUUUGCUUUCGUUAAUUAGCUAGAUUGAGGAAACCUACUUAUCAAUUUGAAAGAAAGAGGAAAAAGAAAAGAAGUCAAACAGCUGUUCUCAACCUGUGGGUCCCCAGAUGUUGUUGGACUAUGACUCCCAUCAUCCCUGAGCUCUGGCCUUGCUAGCUAGGGGUGAUGGGAGUUGUAGUUCAACAACAUUUGGGGACCCACAGGUUGAGAAAGGCUGAAUGCAGGUUGUCCUUGUCCCCUGCUCCUCUGCUAUCCCCCCCCCCUUUUUGCAGUGUGUUAGACUGCAUUGGAGGCUGGAGUUGCUCCAGGUCUGGACAACCUGGGAUAGAGGGGCUCCUUUUAAUAGAUGGGACGACUGUGUGCUUCUGGGCCCUUUGGCCUGCUGCUUAUGGCUGCGGGCCAUGUGGCCUUGGCUUUUUAUAUCAUUCUGCUUUGUACGUAGCAGGGGUGUGUGUGUGUUUUGCUCUGGUGUACUCUGCUAGGCAGGCCUUUCCAUCUAUUUUUAACCUGCACUACCAGUGACUAGAGGAAGAUUGUUGCUUUCCUUGUGUAACUGGCGAAGAAGUGUAAUCAGCUGGCUUCAGCUCAAAGCCAGCCUUUACUUUAUUUGGAGAAGAAGAAAAAGCAGCGUACUUUGGAGUGGAUUGUAGCUGCAUGCUUCAGAGGUAGGUGAUAGCAGCUGGCGAGAAGAUCAGGCUCCUGACAGGUCCCAGUGUCUGAGGACAAGAGACUUUUAACAGCCGGGAAUGGACCUUCUCAUGGCACGAAAAAGAAGACUGAAACUACUGGUCCGGCUUUAAGCUGUCACCUGAAACUGCAGUUUUAAUGAAUGGGCUUCGGGAAAGGAGACUUGAAGCGCAGAAUAAGUUGCGGGCAGAAGAGAAAGUGACCAGUUUGUUUUCCUAGGGGUUUUUUAAGGGUUAAAGGAAUGCAUUUGGAUAGUGAUGGAAUGGAUGACAUCAUCACUGAAGUAUCCACAUUGGAUGUGGAGGGGAAUUAUAAAAAGGUAAGAGACACAAAAGGGCUCUUUUGUCUGGGAACAAUUGCUGCUGUUUGCAGGAGAGAAACAAAUCCGGGCCUGUGCAGUUGCAAAAAAGAAAGAAAGAAAAAGCAUUCACAAAACAUCCUUCAAGGAUGCAAAAACAGAAAUAAAUGUACAUGUUCAUGACAGUGUCUCUUUAGUUCGCUAUAUAAUGACAUUUGUUGUCAUAAUGAAUGUUUUCACCAACUUUCUGUUAAGCUUUAGUUCAGAAUAUUGCAUUCUACAUACUUUUUGGUUUGGCUAUAUAAAACAUUUUAACUGUCAGCAUUGCAGAUCGAUGGAAAUCAGGUGCUAGGAGUGUAUUGAUGUAGUAUGUUGUAGUAAGUUAGGCAAUCCAGUUUUGAUUAAUGUUUGAAACUUGAAUGGUCUUUUUUUUUCUUUUCUCUCUCUUUCUCACUUCUCCUACCACCAACCCAUUGAAUAGAAACUUUUUAAAUUGAACAGUAUAGUGAGUUUACCCAGGGUGUGGAGAGUUUAUAUAAACUGCUGCAUUGGCAUGUCUUUAAAAAGCAUGCCAGCUGCAGUAUGGAACUUUAAAUAUAGUAAUUGUCUAUGUCUGGUAAUAACAGACAUACUUAAAAAUAACUUUAGCUGCAUGGCUGAGGUCUUGACAUCAAAUUACAAGAAUAUGCCAGUUCUUAGCCUAAGAGUGCCCAAAAGUUCCACUCUUUCUGUAUUUGUCUUCUUCUGGCCAGAACUUGUUGCCUUAAGAAUCUGUUGAUGGGUUUCUGAAUGCACAGAUUUCCUUUAUGUAUGGAAUUUGACACAUUUUACCGUCACUUUGGCUUAAUGGAAAGUUUAGUGAUACCUACUUUGUUGCCUACAAAUACGUUUUGUGAUUUAUUUAAUUCUGCAACUGUAUGUAUUAAUUUUGGAAAGCUAAUGACACCUACCUUGUGGGACAUGGAGGCUGUUGUACCAGCUGGGGGAGGCCGUAAUUCCAAGCAUAGCAUGCAGUUUGCACGCAGAAGGUCCCAAAAGUUCAGCCCUCGACAUCUCCCUUUAGUGGAAUCUCCUGUAGCAUGAAAUAGUCAGAAUGUGACUUGCAGUCUGGCUAACUAUAAGGAAGCUUUAUAUGUUCAUAGUUGGAGAACUUCCAACACACUAGCUUUAUAAAUUUGCUAUAAAAAAAAUCCCAUAAUGGUCAGAAACUCUGAUACUAGUGUCCGAGAAUAUUAUCUUUUUUCCAUCUCGCUCCUUGGCUGGUACCUCAAAUAUUUGUUUCUGGCUCUUUUGAAGCCUAGAUAUUUGAAAUACAAGUUAAUUUUGGAUUCUGCCAUCUUUGAAUUGCCUUUAUGUUACUAUCGGACUAAAUAAACAUUCUAAUUAUAGUGUUUUGUUUGUGUUUCUAGAAAACUUAGUAAACUAUAUGCAGUAAAUGAGAUGGAACAAUGGAAGUAACAAUUUGACUUGUUCUGAACUCUUCACGGCUUGCAUUUCUGGCUGUCUACCCUUCUUGCAGCCAUAUUUCUAUUGCUAUAAAUGCCACGUUGGUAAAGUGUUCUAGAAAAUAUGCACAUGAACAUAUCCUCUUAAUACGAAAGGCCUUGUAUUGUGAGAGGAAAGGGGCAAUGAUACCUAAUAAGAGACCUGUCAGUUUCAUAUAAAUGUUGACAUACUGUUCUCAUUGUGCAUGUAUGCAAUGUAAAGCUCACCGUGAAUGUACACCAUUAACACAUAAAACUCAUUUAUUGGUAAUAUCUGGAAUAAAGUGUCCUUUAAAAGGGUCAAUAAAAUUAUCCUCUGACGUGUUAUUGCUGCCGGUUGAGCAAUCAGCUAAUGAUCCUGCUAGCUUUUGUGAGACUCAGGCUCUCCUUUAACAAUUCAGACAAAAUGAUAGGAGUAAGUCGGCAGCAUUUCUGAAGCACCAUAAAAAGCAUCAAUAAAACAGAGGGGCCGCAAAGCUUAUCCAGUGAAGUUUUGUUUGAAGCACACCAAUUUGGGCCAGAUCGAGAAAUACUCUUGGAAAUAAAGUGCUACAUCUGGAGAUUUCCUGUAUCCCGAGUUACUUCAGCCCCGGGUGAUUUUCUACAUAUUUGCAGCAAAUCUUGUUGGCUAAAUUGGUUCUUUCCAAACUGUGCUGAAGACAACAGUUCUUCACCACACCUGCUGAGAGAACAGAAUGGACUGAAAGGAAGUGGCAGUGUUAAUCAUCUGAGCUAGUAGGACAUAACUAAGUAGAACUGGGUUGGCCAUGUAAAUGGUUUUGAAGAUAUAGCUACCAUAUUGAAACCAUCCAGGAAAAUAGAAUAUAUCCUGGUAAAAUAAUGACAUGAAAGCUGCAUAAAAAUAUGAGCAUUUUGUGAAAUAAUAGGACGUGGGCACUGGAGGAUGCCACCUGUGUUGGAUCCAGAUUUUGUAGGUUCCUUGGGCAAGACACUCUCCAUGUGUCCUCCCUGUGUGAUUUUGUCUCCUCGCUGCAGUAGGUCAAGUGGGCUUUUGGCAGUGUUCCUGACCCCCUCCCAGGGUGUCAGCUGAUGCUGACACUUGACACAGCCUCUGAACACCACACUGGCUACCCUUGAUGGUAUGGCAGUGGUGAAACCAACUGCAUUGUGUGUGUGGUGGUUUAUACUACUUUCCCCCGCUUUCAUACAGAUUAAGCUUGCAUUACAGAACAAAAUGUAAUUCAUGCUAUUAUGUGAAGGACCUGUAAGUUCUUAAAGCUUUAGGAGGCAUCCCCAGAGAGUUACAUCUCAGUAUCUCUUGAUGUUAUAUCUGUGCAGCUCCUUGUUUGGUGCAGAUCACAUGAUAGGUAUUACCCAGGUUUUACUGAAGCAUGUAUCAAAACAACCAUUCAUGUUAAUGGAACCAGAUUGCACCAAACAUGAAUCUUGAGUUUUAUGGUGGCUGUGCUAGAUCUUUGCAUUCUAGCUGAGAGUUGUUAGAGGACACCUAACUACAAUUUGCAGAGUUCCCUGAGGUGAGGGAUUGACUGUUAAACCAUUUGGGGAAUUGGAGCUAUGUAAAGACGCGGGUGGCGCUCUGGGUUAAACCACAGAGCCUAGGACUUGCCGAUCAGAAGGUUGGUGGUUCGAAUCCCCGAAACAGGGUGAGCUCCUGUUGCUCAGUCCCUGCUCCUGCCAACCUAGCAGUUCAAAAGCAGGUCAAAGUGCAAGUAGAUAAAUAGGUACCGCUCCGGCGAGAAGGUAAACGGCGUUUCCGUGCGCUGCUCUGGUUCGCCAGAAGCGGCUUGGUCAUGCUAGCCACAUGACCUUGGAAGCUGUACGCUCGCUCCCUCGGCCAAUAAAGCGAGAUGAGCACCAUAACCCCAGGGUCAGUCACGACUGGACCUAAGAGUCAGGGGUCCCUUUACCUUUAAAGAAGCAAGGGGUCUCCUUUCCAUCCUCAGCAUCCUUAACAAACUGUGCUUCCAAGGAUUCUGUUUAAAGUGGUAUGUUACUGCCUAAGUUCUACUCAGAGUCGACUCAGUGAAAUCAGUGAACCUAAGUUAACAAUGUCCAUUGCCUUCAGUGGGUCUCUAGCAUUGAAUACAGCCCAAUAGUCAGUCUAAAAUAAAAAAACCCAGCUUUCCAUGAGCUGGACUAUUUCAAUAGGAAGGCUGCUGGGUUUUUAGAGACUGAACUUGCAAAUGUUUAGGAGGAGAGGAGAAUUAUUAAAAAGUAGAUCAAUGGCCUGUGAAACAACCUUGCAGUGUAUAAACAUAUAAAUAUUUGGCCAGUAGACUUGUAAACCUGUUAUAAUAGCUAGCGCUAACUUGUCUUUAGAUGAGUUGGCCAGCUUCCUCAACUGUUGUUUAGCUGCCAAAGUUCAUAGCGUAAACCCCAAGCUUCCAAUAUGCAGGUGCAACAUUUGGCUUUUUAAUGGAUUGGAAAGACCCCAUGACCCCUGCUACCACACAGUGAAAAAUAAAACCAACAUUGUUGGGCCAUAAGUGUGUGUACACUUCCUUUUUUAAAAAAAAGAUAUUUAAAAAAUGCAUAAAACAAUUUUCUAGUAACCCACUGGUGGUCUGCUGUGGACUUUUGCUGCAGCCAUAAGGCUCCUUUUCUGCCUGCCAUUUUAUGAUGAUGCUAAUUAUGCCAGUUUCCGUGCUCUCAUUAGUUACUGUGCUAACUGUGUCAUUGCUCCACCUGCACAGGCAUGUCCAAAGUCCGUUUUGGGGGCCUAAACCGGCCCUUUGGCCGGUUUUAUCCAGCCCCUGUGGCAGUUCAUUUACUGGGGCCAAACAAACAAAGCUUCAAUCCUAAGAAAAGGUCAACAACUUCAAUCCUAAAAAAAGGUCAGCAACUUUGGUCAGCCCUCACGUAUGUUCACUUCAUCAAAUCCGGCCCUCUUUGAAAAAAGUUUGGGCACCCCUGGGUCUACUGCUUGCACUUGCAUCAUCCUCACAAUUUAAUUAGUCUUUUUAUUCUCCCCGUGUCCUCCCAUGAGCCACUCUAAUUGUAGGUAAAACAUGAGUAACUUAAGUAUUACGGCCGCAGAUCUUAUGCAUAGAUGUGAUGCAACCAACAGAUCAAUUGCACUGAUGCACAAGUACUUGCAAAUCACUACGUGCAGCACUUGAGCUGAAAAUGGCACACUCUCUUUUAAUCUCUACAAACUGAUGCAAGUGUGAUGGCCUCAGAUAGGGGCAGAUAGAUCAGUCUGUUUCUGGUUUCUGUCACACAUUGAUCUGCAAUUUAAAACCACGGAGUUGUCUCUCCUUCCCUCAUGCACCCCAAAAAUCAACUUCAGAGGGUCCCCCAAUGUCUAACCUCAUAUGUGCCCACUCAACUGCUUCAAUCUCCAGCAGUGGCGCGGUUAUAGGUGCCACCCAAUAUUUGCUCCGCACUUGUAAGAAAUCAUUCUUUCAGUUUCAUCUACACUUUGGAACUCCCUGUCAUUGACAUCAGGCAGGUCCCUUCACAUCUAUUCCUUUCAGCAUCUGCUUAAAACAUUUUUUGUUUAGGCAAGCCUAUCCUGACACACAGAUGUUGACAUGUUUAAUCUCUUUUUCAUUUACUGCUGCUUUUAUUUUUUAAAUGUUUUUAACUACUUGUUCUUAAGUUUUUAUUGAUAGUCAUAAUAUUUCUUGUAAACUGCUUAGAGGUUUUGGUACAAUCAAGUGGUGUGUAUAUAUUGUGUUGAAUAAACAAAAAAAGGGGGGUGACAGGGGAAGGGAGGCGGGAAUUCUGUUGCACAAGUGGAAUAACAGUGUUGGAUACAACACAGACACACGCAACACCUUAUUUUCUGUAUCUUUUUACAUAACAUGCAUUUAAAAUAAAUGUAUUUAUAUGCUUUUUAUCCCAAUGUAUGCAAUUUCAUAUGCAUUUUUGGCAUGUUUUAUGAGCCAGGGACUGUUAUCGCAAAGUUCUAAAAAUCCUGGAAACUGAACGUGCAUUCCAAUUUAGGUAUUUAAUCCAGGAAAUGUGAAUCAGCUCAGUUUGCUUUUAAAAAUGUGUUCCAGACUAAAGCAUCCCUAGCUUGAGAGCCAUAGAUCUGGAUUUUGCCAUGCAACCUUAGUCAAUAUUUGCCCUUUAAACUGCUGCAUGCAGUGUGUAGGAACUCUGUAGAUUUUACACUGAGACUUGCACAGGUAUCAGGCUCUGUGAAGUAACACUUGACUCACCGACGGAUGGAUAACAUGUUAUGUGGUGUUGCUUUUUAACAUACAAAUGUGUAUUUGAAAAAAAAGUUUGUUUUAAACAAAAACUGGCCAGUGCAAUGCCCAGAUGGUGAAAUUAGCUCCUGCAGCAAACUUGGAAGAUGAAGGAAAUUGAUUUGUUGAGGACUUUACUUGUAGGAUGUUGUGCUGGGUGAUGGUCCUUGUUCUGCCUUUAGCCUAUGCAUUUCAUUCCUUCCAUAGACACAACCACAGUGCUCACACACCAGAAGGGUGAUGCUGUCAGUUUAGAGAAACCUUAAGGUUUUUAGAAGUACAAAUAAUAUUUAGAAAGAAACUUUGAAGGGUUGGGAGUGGGCAAAAGCAGCAUGUGAGGAUUGGGCAUGUUAGUGGCUGCAUAGAACUGAGGGUGGGGGUAAAAGAAUGGGGGAAAACAGGGACCACCUUUUGUUGCAGGUCCCACUCGUUCUUACUAACAUGAGAAAUGGCGAGUGUCUUCUUUCUAUCAAUGCCAGCUUGAUAAAGAAGGAGGGGACUUCCGGUGGUCGGCAGUUGACAAAUUCAUUUUGGGCUUUGGGAGUGAUUUGUGGCUACUGUGAGCAUGGACUGCUGUUGGGAGUAAUGUAGAAACUUCCAUGUGAAAGCUUCAUGGAUAGCUCCAUUGGUUAGAGUGUGGUGCUGAUAAUGCCAAGGUUGCAGGUUCAAUCCUUGCAUGGGGCAGCUGCAUAUUCCUGCUAAUUCAAAGAGUGAUCCUCAGGGUUUCUUCCAACUCUAUGAUUUUAUGAUAUGCACCAAGCAUGCCAUUCUGGCUGAAAAUAUUCUGUUCACCACAGUUUUUGUUGGCUAUUGAUGUCUGCCACUGUCAAAUCUUACAGAUUUUUUAAAUGCUUGACUGGUAUUUCUUGGUUUUUAUUAUUUUAAUUGUAUUUUUGUUUUGCAUAUUGUUCUUUUAUGAUGCCUCUUCUUUUGCUUCCUUCUGUAGUGGUUUAGCCUCUAAGCGACUGGAUGUUGCUACAUCUAGAUUUAUGUUUUAUUUUGACAGUGUCCAAGAUUAUCCUUACACAACUGUCUCCACAUCUUUCUCUGAAUUCUCCCCCCACUGCAGGAAAACAGCUUCAUAAAACAGCAGUGCAGAUGGAAGCAUCUUCAGUAGCAUGUAAUAGAUUGGAUGAAAAACAAAAUCUAAUGAGAGAGCCCCCUGAGGUUCCUUUUCUGUUAUAGCAGCACUUGUGGCAAAGUGAAAAUGAAUAUACCAGCUUAUUAAGUUCAGCCACUGUGCUCUUAAAGUUAUUGAUUUUUCCCUCAUGUUGCAGUUUGUUUGCCGCUGCACUUUUUUUGAGACAGAAAAGCUAUAUACCAGAUGCAUAGUGCGCCAUACGUUUCAAAGGAUGGUUCUUGGAAGCAUUCAGUUAGCAGUCGUAUCUAUGGGCAAUCGCUAAUGAAUUCUGCUAAUGGUGAUGCUCCUGAAAAUCACUAGGCUGUAAUUGCUUCAGAUUAGACAGCGUGGCACCAGGUUCCAACUCUAAUAAACAAAAGUAUGAAUUAAAACCUAUUGUUGCUUAGGUUGAAUCCGUAGAGGGAAUUGGGAAUUUGCAGUUUGUUUGUUUGUUUGUUUGUUUGUUUGUUUGUUUGUUGAAUGGAUCAGGCCAAAGGCCCAUCUAGUCCAACAUAGCUCAGUAGGUAGAGCAUGAUAUUCUUAAUCUCAGGGUUGUGGGUUCAAGCCCCAACUUGGGCAAAAGUUUCCUGCAUUGUAGGGGGUUGGACUAGAUGACCCUUGGGAUCCCUUCCAACUCUCUACAUAUGUAUGAUUCUAUGAUCCUAUUCUUAGAGUGGCCAACCAGAUACCUGUGGGAAAACCACAAGCAGUCCAUGGGACUCUGGGGUAAGCUGAUGGGGGCCAUAUGCUAGUGAUGAGUGGGGCAUGGCCAAGAGUGGGUGGGCAGCCACUUUUCUCACUUUCUGAUGCCCCCCUUUUCUCUUUUACACUCUUACCUCCUGCACUGCAAACUGCCAGGUCUUGCCAGAGAUCUGAACAGUUUGCUUACAGAGGGCUUUCCACCCCUCAACACACACACACACCCAUCCGUCUUGGCUUUUUAGCCCUUCUAAGCUCUCUCCAUUCAAUGAAAUUUGGCCAAGGACCACAGGUUGCAAACCCUGGAGUUCAAAACUACAACUAAUCCAGAAUGCGGCAUCUAGACUGGUGACUGGGGGGGCCGCCAAGACCACAUAACACCGGUUUUGAAAGACCUACACUGGCUCCCAGUAUGUUUCCGAGCACAAUUCAAAGUGUUGGUGUUGACCUUUAAAGCCCUAAACGGCCUCGGCCAAGUAUACCUGAAGCAGCGUCUCCACCCCCAUCGUUCUGCCCGGACGCUGAGGUCCAGCACUGAGGGCCUUCUGGUGGUUCCCUCAUUGCGAGAAGCAAAGCUAUAGGGAACCACGCAGAGGGCCUUCUUGGUAGUGGCGCCUGCCCUGUGGAACGCCCUCCCAUCACAUGUCAAAGAGAUAAACAUCUACCUGACAUUUAGAAGACAUCUGAACGCAGCCCUGUUCAGGGACGGUUUUUAUGUGUGACAUUUUAAUGUAUUUUUAAUCUUUGUUGGAAGCCGCCCAGAGUGGCUGGGGAAACCCAGCCAGAUGGGUGGCGUACAAAUAAAUUAUUAUUAUUAUUAUUAUUUAUCAUAAAAUUCAGAACUGUGGUUGGCUUAGGCAAGAAUUGUCCAAUCUGGAAGUACAGCAUGGAGUGCCGUGGUCAAGUUAUCUCUCUCCCAAAGGGGCCAUAGCUGGUGAACCAGCUAGAGAUGGGCCUCAAAUGACAGUUGGAUCCAGGAGUAAUCUCAAGCUAUGACCUGCUCCUUCCAGAGUAGUGUAACCCCAUCCAUAGCAAGCCAUCUUCCCACUUCCUGGACUCAAGAACUUGGAACAAAUGAUGACUUCUUGCAUUGAGUCAGAUUGUUAUAAGAUGUGUGGUGUUUGUCGUGUAUUCUGUUGCCUCUGUGGCUCAUACACUGCCUUGUGUAUAGCAGUGUAGAAAGGCAGUAGACAAAUUAAAGGCAAAAAUGAACUGAAAUAACACUUGUGUCAGGAUCACCUAGUGACUAGUCUGAGACAAUAUUCAACAUGUAUUCUCUAUUUGAAACAAAUCAAGAGGGUACAUAAUAUCAUUGGCGCUUUAUCUCCUUGUCUCAAAUUAUAGCACUGAGUGCUGAAAAUGUUGGAUUAACUUUAAAGUUCUGUUUACAGGAAUGUGGUCUGCUGUCAGCGGUUUGAUGAUAAUUGUUCUAGUUGUGUGUUUUUUUCAGGCUCAAAAAAAUGAGAGGGAGUCUAUCAGGCAAAAACUGGCGCUUGGAAGUUUCUUUGAUGAUGGCCCAGGAAUUUAUACCAGCUGUAGUAAAAGUGGGAAGCCAAGCCUUUCUUCUCGGUGAGUGAAAAUGGCACGGUGAACAUUUAUCAUUUUAAUAGCUUCCAUGUGGCAUAAUAUCAUAGAGUUAUGCCGCGUGGCAUAAUAUCAUAAAGUCCAGGCUUUUGAGACUGUGACAUUAUCUUCAGUGUUCUGUCCGUCCAUGAUUUAACUACAAAGAGAAACCCCUCCACUGUCUGAGCUUCUAAGCUUCUCAUCUUCUGUCUCCCCCCCUCCGGCAUCUGUUUGCCCAACAGUACCGUGCAUUUCCAAUGUUGUGUGUGAAUGUCAUGCUUGCUUCCAUUUCUGUGACUGUCAGUCAUUUUCCCAGAACUUCAUUCUGUGUGCCUUUCAAACAUGUUGGUGAAAGGUAUGGUUUAAUAUACUAUUCCAUAAGCCAUCUCAAACUCAGCAGAGGUGAGGAUAUAAAUAUUUAAAGAAACAUCAAUAACAUCUGUAAUGAAUAAUUUCUUCAGCUGCUUUAAAGAUUUUAAAAGUGCUCAGCACAUUAAGUCUGGAUACUGUUUGAAUUAUCAGUGUUACUUAAAAGCCUUUUGAAGUCUACACUGAGUUACACACUGCACUUAACUGAGUUUAUCUGGCUAUUCCAGUGGCUAGUCAUGACGCUUUUCAUUUGUUAAAGUCAUAUAUUUAGUGACGUCUCGCUUUUUGUACUAUGUAUGAUUGUUUGCCUUUGGCUAAGCCAGGUGUAGGCAAACUCGGCCCUCCAGAUGUUUAGGGACUACAACUCCCAUCAUCCCUGACCACUGGUCCUGUUAGCUAGGGAUGAUGGGAGUUGUAGUCCCAAAACAUCAGGAGGGCUGAGUUUGCCUAUGCCUGGGCUAAGCAAUAAAGGUUUGGAUUUAGUGGGAGAUUUCAAAUGUAUUACAAAGAAAUACAAAUAAUUUUAUGAAGCAGCACUGCCUCCCUUCAGACAUCUGAACUCAAGGAUAUAAAUUUGAGUACAGCCACCCAAACCCCCAGUCUUACACUGUCAUAUAAUUGUAUAUUCUUUGAGAAGGCCCUUUAUACUUUGUAAGAAAUCCAGUCUCUUGCCUCUGUCGUAAAAUUCUGAAUACUGCACGCUUAACACGGACAAAUGCCACAGCAGCUGUAAAUGCUUUAAUGGUAACCAAACUUUUAUAUAGGCAUGAUAAAUAAAAGUGUGUGAAUGGUCAGUCCUGAUGAAAAUUUAUUUUCAACAUAAAUGUAGAAACCAAAGAGCAUUUGUGCAUGCAGUGGUGAGCUGUUAUUGCCUGUGGGAGACUCAUCAAAAUAUACAUUCUCCAGUUUAUCACUGGAAAAGGAUUUUGUGGCUCCUGGUUAUUUAAACAAGCAAUGCAUUAUCUGGAAGGAUAAAGGACAAGUGUUCUUUCAACAUCCCAUUCUCCAUUUUGAGGCCCAAACAAGAGACCAUGAUCCUUUGUUGACAAUAAUAAGAAUUGGACUAAGGGUGCCUCCCCACACCAAAUAUUUGGUGCUCAGCUCUCUACUUUUCUUUGAGGACACAACCUGAGUUAAAGUGGCACUUUGGGGGGUAAAAAUUGUAUUAAUCACCCACCACGUUGCAUAUGGCCACAACCAUUGCAGAAAAACUUCAUGUUUCAAGCACCUAAUUUUGUUACCUUCCAGUAGUAGCAGUUGUAAUAGCUCCUCAACGGUGGUAUAGUGGUAAAUUUUUGAAGCAUAGGAACUCACCGUGACAGCCCUGCCUACCCUUGAAGCCACACCUUCCAAGGGCACUCCAAAAUCACAGGCUGGGGAGACCCCUGUUCAUAUCUAUGUUCAGUCAUGAUGAUUCCUGGGUGACUUUGGGCCUGUCACUCCCUAAGCCUGCCCUACCUAACAAAGGUAUAUCGUAUUUACGGGACCGCCUCUCCUGGUAUGCCCCACAGAGGAGCUUAAGGUCCAUGAAUAAUCACAGUUUAGAGGUCCAGGGCCCUAAGGAAGUCAGAUUAUCCUCCACCAGGGCCAGGGCCUUCUCAGUGAUGGCUCCAACCUGGUGGAAUGCUCUGUCCCAUGAGACCAGGGCCCUGCAGGAUUUAUCUUCCUUCCGCAGGGCCUGUAAGAUAGAGCUAUUCCACCUGGCUUUCAAUUUGAACUUAGCCUGAUCUUUUAUUCCCCUUCCUUCCCUCCCCCUCCCCUUUUUAUGAAGAUUACCCACUCUGGGAUCCCACAGCUAAUUCUUCCCUGGCCUCCUCGCUGGCCCAAAUAGGACUAAUUUAGCUAGCUAGCCCUGGUGAUAAUCUAAUGUUUAUUGGAUGGAUUUUCCCCCUAAUUUGUUUUUUGAAUUCUGAAUUUUUUGUUAUUCACGUUUUAUACUGUAUUUUACGCUGUUUUUUGUUGCAUCAAUUAAGUGUUUUAAAUUUGUUGUUAGCUGCCCUGAGCCCGGUUUUCUGAACUGGGAAGGGCGGGGUAUAAAUAAAAAAAUUUAUUAUUAUUAUUAUGUGCCAGGCCAGAUUUGUCCCACUCCACAAGCUUGAACAUGGUCAAAUACUGCUCUGUUAGGGACCCCUUGGGACCACUUCCUCUUCUGUGGCGCAGGUUCAUGGUAGAGCAGGAAACAUAUGGCACGUGGAUGUCUCAUGCAAGCAGACACAAGUUCACACAUGCAAAUGUCCUGACUGCUUCACUGAUUAGGCUUUUCUUUGCACCCCAAAGCCACAUUCAUUGAUCCCCUGCAAGGGUACGGGUUCAGGCAAAAUAGUCUCCGAAUGGCACAGCCUGGCACUUUCAGAGUUCCCAGGAAGGGUCUGUUUUUCACGCACAGGAACCCAAAAGUCAAAUUUCCUUGAGGAGGCAAGGGCAGCCAAGUGUGGACUUCCUACCCUAGCACUGAUUGAAAGUCAUCUGUUGUUUUUCUUCCUCUGAUUUUCAAGGUUCUUUGGAAAACAAAGAACAAGAAGGCCUGGUUCUUACUCUGGCUACCUUUUAAUAGAAAAUUUAACAACAAGAGUCAGGAAGGAAAAGGAAAAAAAGAAAACUUCAGUCAUAUUAAUAGUACAGUAGCCAUCGGUACCUCCAUCUCAGUUUAAGCAUACAAGUCAAUAUACAUAGCCUGAUAGAUAUUCAGGACUGGCCCGGAUUCUGAUCAUAUGUAUGGCUACUGGGACAUAAGUCCUACCAUAUUAAACAAACUCACUGCCUAGUUGAUGUGCAUGGGAUGGGAACUUACAGCAUACUCCUAUGCAUGGCUACUCAGGAAAAAAUCCUAUUGAGUUCAGUGGUACUUUCUCUCAGGCAAGUCUCUCUAGGACUGCAGCGUUUGUCUCCUAGUUUUCUCUCUCUGAACUCCUCAACAUUUUCCCUAUAACGUGUGUGCUGGUAUUAAGAACAGAGGUUAUGACUCACAAAGGAGUAAGGAGUUAAUCUAUUUCCCUUUGCAAACAAUGCUAGAAUAAAGCAAAGGAACAGUAUAUGUUAUCACACCCUUCCCCGGGUAGCUAUAAUUUAUGCUUCAGGCCUAAAGCCCAUUGAAUGUCUUGUGCAGCAGAAAAAGACAUGGCGUAAAAAUGUAAGUAUGCAAUUAUUCAUUAUAUAUUGCAUAUUAAUAAUGCAUCCAAAGAGCCAUUAAAGUAAAUGGAAAAUAAUAUUUUACUGUCCAUUUCCACUGAAGAGUAAUACAAGAUUAACUCUCCUGGGGAUGGGGGCACAAAGGAGGCAUAGCAUGAAUCAAAGCCCAUGUUUAUUAGUUACACAUGUCUUGUCUGCCAGGUGAUAUGUUUUGUUUACCAUCAUAUUUCAAGUUCUUAAUGAAAUAACAAAUUAGAAAUGGUUCUUCUGUGAAUCGCAGUCGCUGUAUGGAUAUUCCAUAUCUGUCCAGAGGAGGGAAAAACCCGUAUGCUUCUGUAUUGUCUACAGAGUCUCGGUGGCUAUAAAUCACAGUUAGCAUUUUUAUGGCUUGACAUUACACAGCUUAGGAAUUUUGUCAAGGGAGAUGGCUGAAUAGAAGUCCAGAUGGCCAGAAGCAUAACAUCACCACAAUCACAAUAAACACCUUUAUGGAAGAAUUGUUUCUGACUAGAGAGACCAGCCGAAUGCAUCAUCGAAAGAACGCUUUAAAAAAUAAUCUCUUCUCCCUGCCUUGUGUACAAGUUAAUAUAAUACUUUAGCAGGUGCUCUCUGUAUGCACAAAUAACUGGAUGAUUGGUGAAUUUUAAAUUUAAUCCUUUAAUGUGCAUGUGGCUUCCAUUACAACCCAUUCCUUAUUUAUGAUAAAAGGAUGCCUAAAGUUGCAAGAAAGUGCUACAGGCCACCUUGUGGCUGAGAUCAUGUUCGAUUUUGGAAUAAAGGAACCAUUAUGUACAUUAUACCAGUAAAUAGGUUGUUAAAGUAUUGCCUGCUGAUUUAAGCGAGCACAGAGGGCCAAAGACACUGCUAUUCAGCUUUGGACAAUCCACUGGCGCUGGGUGGUUUCUGUUGUUGUUUUUCUUCCUUUCUUUAUAAAGCAUUUUAUUGCUUUUUAACAUAUAAUAAACACAAUUUAAAAACACAGUAAACACCAACCAUGUCAGCUUGUCUGUCAUUUCUUGGGAAAAGGCGUAACAGCAGCUUAAAACUAGAACCACGACUUUGUUGUUGUUAUUGUUGUUUAGUCGUUUAGUCGUGUCCGACUCUUCAUUACCCCAUGGACCAGAGCACGCCAGGCACUCCUGUCUUCCACUGCCUCCCGCAGUUUGGUCAGACUCAUGCUGGUAGCUUCGAGAACACUGUCCAACCAUCUCGUCCUCUGUCGUCCCCUUCUCCUUGUGCCCUCCAUCUUUCCCAACAUCAGGCCAAAGUAUUGGAGCCUCAGCUUCAGGAUCUGUCCUUCCAGUGAGCACUCAGGGCUGAUUUCCUUAAGAAUGGAUAGGUUUGAUCUUCUUGCAGUCCAUGGGACUCUCAAGAGUCUCCUCCAGCACCAUAAUUCAAAAGCAUCAAUUCUUCGGCGAUCAGCCUUCUUUAUGGUCCAGUUCUCACUUCCAUACAGAACCACGACUUAGAAUCAGUUUAAAAUGUGUAUUGAAAACUCUGAUCCAGUCAGUCUCUCCAGAUGUUUCCAUGGGUCUAGGGAGGUUUGUCUCAACUUCCUGACUUAAUCUGUCCCAAACAAACUUGAAAAUCUCUUUAUCACCUCAUUCACUUGCCAGAGCAAAGAGUGUCCUGGUGCUCUGGCAGAUCAUAUUGUUGCUUCUGUUCUGAAAAACAUCCUGGAACCAUGACACACACACACACACACACCCUGCAUCCUUGCUCAGCUUCUUGAAUCAUCUUUGAAGAGACAUUCCCCCUUUUUAGACAGGAAGGAAUUGCUCUUCUUGACAUCUGGAGACAGACACAGACGCACAGACACACACACUUGUAUUAAAGAUACUAAACAGCCUAUGAUGUCUGCCCUAAUGCAUUCACGAAUCAUCUGGAGUUCUGUUUUUCUCACCUGCACAUUUAUGCAGGUUUAAUUGACUAAAACUCAUAUGACUUUAAGAUUUUUUUAAUCAGGCAAUGGUCCUAUUUAUAAAUGGUGAUUUAAAGAAAAAACAGAGUUACAGUGGUUAACGGAUUCUUCAGCUAGAUUAAUCUUUCUUUUUUUUUAAUGCUUAUAAAAACUGCAGGUGGCAACCAUCUUACAAGAAACACUUUCAUUCACACACAGGGCCAGUACCUUGUGUAUAUCAUCAGAAAAGUUCCUUCUUACUUCAGAUAUACUGUUUUACCUGUAGGCAAUUCUACACAAAUUUAAUUGGUUGUUUAAUUGACUAAAAUUAAUAUCUUACAUAUCUUAAUUAGCACUAUGCGACUAAGAAAUAGUGCCUGAGUUUGCUUUCUUCCUCCUGAUCUCUUUCUCUUUUGUGUCAUAUCUUUUAGGCUGUAAAGCUGAAGACCGGGACUGUCUUAUUACUGAUCUUUAUAACCCUUUUUUGGCUGAAGAACAGGGUUUUAAAUGCUUUAAAUAAUAGGUGUGUUUAGUUCUACUAAGUUCAAAUAACACAGCCUAAAGCCCUGGUUCUUUGGGGGAUAGGGCUAUUGAGUAGGACUGUUUCUUGGUCUUCCCUUAAGGAAAUGCCUAUCCUGCCUUUGCCUAAAAUAGUACUCAAUGUACAGCAAUUAAAAUUGGCAGUACAGUGGUACCUCAGGUUACAUACGCUUCAGGUUACAGACUCCACUAACCCAGAAAUAGUACCUCAGGUUAAGAAUUUUGCUUCAGGAUGAGAACAGAAAUCGUGCUCUGGCGGCGCAGCAGUAGCGGGAGACCCCAUUAGCCAAAGUGGUGCUUCAGGUUAAGUACAGUUUCAGGUUAAGAACUGAUCUCUGGAACGAAUUAAGUACUUAAACCGAGGUACCACUGUACAGUACUAGUGCAAUAAAUGGUUUUUGAAACAAUUUUGAAACUAUCAUGAAACAAUGUUAACUGAAAAGUUUCAUCUCCGAACAAUGCUCAGAGCAGUCUUUCUGUAACACUCAACAUUUGCUUUAUCAUUGGGACCCAUAAAGUCACUUGUGGGCCAGACUGGACAAUUCCACUUCCUAAUAAGCCUCGGAUGUGCUAGCCCUACAUCGACCUGCAGGAGCAUCAGAAACAGGGCAGAUGCAUUGGUUUGGUGCGCGUGCAAGUGUGGCCUCAUUCCUCCCCACAUGUAUGAGCUGGAUUGGGAAGAGAUAUUGCCUCCCUCGGUAUUCAGUCAUUAUGGCAAAAUGCUGUUCCUAGCAAUCCUCCACAAACAUAAGAACAAACUUUAGAAAGAAGAAACAUACACAGCACAGGAUGCUGCUGGUUUUUGCAGGCUAUUUGAAGUUCUCCUAAAUUACAACCAACCGUUCUGUUCUUAAAAUGAAUUGCAUUCAGAUGACUUAUGUCAUGAGGUUUCUGCAGCGCUCAGACGUGGUCCACAUGGGUGUCUAGCAUACAUUUGUAUAGAGGGUGGAUUCCCCAGCUCCCAAAGCUUUCAGUCAAAGAAUAUAUGGCCAGUAGGGCAGGGGGAGAAGAAGGUUGUCAAUUAAAACAAUGAGAUGGCAAGGAAAGGCCAUGUGGUGAGGAGCAUAUAAUUAUUGUGGUGGGGUUUUUAAAGAGGGUGUGUGGGCAGAUUUAUGGCAUGUGCUUUUUCUAAAGCCUUUUGAUUGACACACUUUGGGAGAUCUUGAGGGUAUUUGAAUGAGGAGGGAAAAGUUGAAUGAAUGCCAAGAUGAUAUUCAGAUCCAAGGAGCAGAAGUUGCUCCACAGAAGCCUUCCUUAUGUGCCAGAAGGCCGGUGUCUUCUAAAUGAAUACUGGUUGAAGCUAGGUGGCAUAUAUGUAUAGAACUGAUUUUCCAGGUAUUCUGAUUUUAUUCAUUUAUUUAGAUCCAACUUUACAGGUGAUAUGUAUGUACAGUAUGUACGUUUGAUGUCAAGAUUUAUAUUCUUCUUAAUAAAUAAUUAAAAUCUGAAUGGUUUAUGUGAAAUGGUAUAAAGCAGGGCUGUUGAACACGUCAAUUGCUAACUACUGAUUAACAACUCUGGCUCCCUAAAAAUCACUGCCAGUUUAUUUAUAGUGGGAAGAAUAGAUCGCAGUCUCUUGGAAGAAGCUGGACACCCCUGGUAUAAAGUAUUCUUUUUUUUUUAAGCAAUAAAACAGACAUAAUAGGAUUGCUAAACAGUAGAUAAAAACCAACGCAUUUUAAAAACAAAUAAUAAUGUACCUGUACAUAAUAAUGGCAUGUCUGGGUAGGCUUGCCUAGAUCAACAUUUUAAGCAGGUAUUGAUAACCAAUAAUGCUAUUAGGCACGGAGUUCUAGAAAAUAUCUUCUGAGUGGUUUUUAAAUGCUUCAGCUUCUUCUUCUUCUUUUUAAUUGGGGAGGCCAUUCAUGGCUAGUCAUGCACAAGAGAUUUUGUGAUUUUUUUUCCUCAACAGUGUACAAAAAAAUGGUAAGUUCUCUGGGUGCAAAGAACGCCCUUUUGAAUUUGAUUGCAGCCAUUCUGCACAAGAGCACUCAGAGCUAAUCAGGUGAACAGGAAAUUACUGUUUUGGACACAGGCAACGGCAGCUGAUUGCAUUUCUCUAAAAUAAUGUAAAACAGCAUUAGGCAGAAGGUAGGUCAAGAUCCCUGGGUGGCUUGCAAUAGUUUGGCAAGGGUUUACAACUGAGUUGUUUAGCAAUGGGAACAAUAAAAUGGCUUUUCCCAUCUAAAUUAGGCUGCUGAAAUGGAGAAAGCUAACCAGGAGUGGAUUUUUAUGCGAAAAACACUGUGAGUCAGUUCAGUUCUGGUACACAUAAUGGGCUCAGGUACCCCCUGCCCUUUCAUUCUAACUGCAUUUUGCACCUGACUCUGGGUGGUAGUUCUUGGAGAUCUAGUAAAAAAUAUAUAUAAAGUAGAAGUAGCAAGCCUGAAGCCUAUCUACCCACUCAGGUAGAAAUAGCAAAUCUGUACUUGUCUUUUGCGGGCAACUGUAAAUCCAACAGUAAAAACAAAUUGGGAUAUCUGAGUUCUAAAUGCAAUGUUGUAUUUUAUUAUUCAGACACGUUAACUGUUUUCAGAGUGAGAAUCUCCAUUAUUUACAUGUGUAAUUGUUUUUUUUAAAAAAAUUAAGUUUCUCAGAAUGCUUGCUCCCCCCCCCCCCCCCGCUUUCAAAUCUAGCACAGUUACAGCUGGGAAAUGUAUUUGCUAAGCUUUGCUAAAUUUGGAUCAUCUCAAUAUGUCGUAAUGAUAAACUCUCAUACAUAACCCAACUUUUUUCUUUGUAGCUUGUUCAACUGUACUUUAAAUAAAGCUCAAGCGAUGGUAAACAAGUUACUCAAGCAUGUAAACUGGUUUCUAGAGACCAGCAGAGAAAAGGAAACAUAGGGGAUGAUAUCGAACUCCCAGUAAGUGUAUAAGUCAGAAUCAGAUACCUGUUGGAAAUGUAAAGAGAAGGAGGGUACCUUUUUCCAUGUGUAGUAGUCAUGUAAGGUAGCAAAAGUUUUCUGGGAAAUGAUUUAUAAUAAGUUGAAAAAAAUGUUGAAGAUAACUUUUGUUAAGAAAACCAGAAGCUUUUCUUUUAGGUAUAAUUGGCAGAGACGUACCCAAAGAGCACAAAAAAAUAUUUAUGUACGCUACUACAGCUGCCCGAAUGAUUUACGCUCAGAGACAGAAAGAAGAAACAAUUCCAACGAAGGAGGACUGGCAAUUAACAUUGAUGGAGUAUGCAGAAAUGGCAAAAGUUUCUAAAAGAAUAAGAAACCAAGAGCCAAACUACAUUUUGUAUCGUUGCAGGUAGUGAUAAUCCAAUCUCUCUUCCCCUCUCCCUCUUUUUUUCUCUGUUCAAGGUUACAAAGUGGGAUGAAUUUACAGAUUUGUUUUGUAAAUGACAGUGGAAGUGACAAAGAUAGUGAUGCUGACGACAGCAAGACCGAAACAAGUUUGGAUACACCUUUGUCUCCCAUGGUGAGUUUCAGUCUUACAGAAGGUCUUGAUCCCUUGAAAAAUGUCAAUAAAUGUGCACCAAAUUCCAGGUUUUCUUUUUUUUUUUAAUUUAACCUUUAUUAAAUUUUAACACAUAAAAAGAAAAAGAAUGAAAUACUACAACUGUCAAAACAAUAUUAUACACUUCAAAGAAACAAACUGACGCAACGUAAUAUUGGCAGCCAAAACAUUACUAAGAAAGAAAUACAAUAUAUAAAUAGCGUAAAUAAAAAGUAUUUCUGGUAAGUAAUUCUGAUAUCGUGACAUUGUGUCACACUUGUUUAUUCCCCGCUUGUUAAAAAGAAGGACUGGUCUUUCACAAGAGCUUGGAGCAUAGGCUAUUUAUGUGCGUAACUUAUAAUAAGAAGCGUAGGCCUCAGUUUGUAUUGCCGGUUAUAUGUAUGGCAAGGGAUGAUGUUGCUCCCCAAGCCCAGAUCCCUCACCGCCAUUUUAUGGGUUGCCUGGGUUGUGUGCCCUAAGAACAUUGGUUGCCAUGUGUCCUCUUUUUCCAGGACACAUCCUCUUUUUCAUGGGUAGAGCUGUCAUAGUAAUCCACAGAAGUCGGCAAAAGUGUCCUCUUUUUUUGCCCUUCAAAAUGGCAACCCUAAAGUAUUAUGGGACAAGUGGCUGCUUUUAGCAUUGGCCAGUCAAUUAGGCAAGUGGGUAUAGUUCUUAGACCAGGGAUAGCUUACCUAGUGCCCUCCAGGUAUGGUUGAACUUCACCUUCCAUCAGCAGGUGAAGAGUGGUGUCAGUCGCAGUAUGAGGAUAUAGAGGUAUUUUGUGUGGCAUCACAGGGAUCCUUUCAGAUCUUUACCAUCUGCUUAGACUUGUAGCAGUUCUCUAAUGUCUCAGGCAUAAUUCUUUCCCAGCUCAGACAUCUGGUGUCCUUUAAACCAGGGGUGCCAAAGGUUUAACCCUAGAAUCUAAGCACAAUUCUGGCAGAGGGCUAGUUUUCUUCUGGUUCAUGUCAUUCACAUUAAGGCUAGAGCUAAUGUUUAUUGUUUUAAUACAGUGAUUAAAUUGCUUGCUGCUGAAUUAGACAAGCCUGAUUGUAUAUAUAUCUUGUGUCUUUUUUUCUAGAGCAAGCAGAGCUCUUCCUAUUCUGACAGAGACACUACUGAAGAGGAAUCUGAAUCCCUAGAUGACAUGGAUUUUCUCUCAAGGCAAAAGAAACUUCAAGCUGAAGCCAAAAUGGCCUUAGCAAUGGCAAAACCAAUGGCCAAAAUGCAAGUAGAGGUGGAAAAGCAAAACAGGAAAAAAUCUCCCGUAGCUGACCUUGUAAGUAUCUCGUAGGAGAUCAAUGCCUGCCAGUUGUUUCUAGCCAUGGAAGUUGCCCCAGUUGCAAUAAAGCUUUUUGGAAUUUGGGAAAGCUUAUAGCUCCAUCUGAGAUGUAAAAAAUGAGUUUUAAAAGUGGAGCAUAUUUAUUUAAUAUAUUUGAUUCAGAACAAGCAAGGAAAAUAAAGUUUUUUCCCCCUUUGUUAGAUAGAGUAUAGUAUUUAUAAAAUCUUAGUACAGUAUGUGGUAUCUAAACUUGAUAAAUUUUAUGCAUUCAGUACCUAAUGACUAAUACUCAGGGUGCUUAACAUAUAGUAGGUUACCAUCAUUAGCUAUUAUUGCUAAUACAUUAGAAAAUAUGCUGGCAGAAGUUCUUUUUUGUCAUUGUUGCUGGCCAUGACAGUGGCCUAAAGUGUUGUUGUCGUUCUUUUUAGCUGCCACAUAUGCCUCAUAUAAGUGAAUGCUUGAUGAAAAGAAGCUUAAAGCCCACAGAUCUGAGAGAUAUGACGAUUGGGCAGCUACAGGUGAUAGUCAAUGAUCUACAUUCACAGAUAGAAAGUAAGUCUUCUCCCUUGGUAUUAUGUCCUUUCGCUAUUCGUGGCACCUCGACUUAAGAGUAUAGAAACUGUUCUGUUGCAUGUGAGAGCUGACACCAACAUUGAACCAAGGAAGGACUGUAGUUCAGUGGUAGAACAUCUGCUUUGCAUGCAGAAGGCCCCUGGUAUCUCUAGGUAGGGUUGGAAGAGACCCCCUGUCAGAAAUCCUGGUGAACCACUGCUGGUCAGUGUGGAGAAUAUGGACCUAGAUGGAUCAGUGAUCUGUGUCCUCCUAGGAUUAUGGCAUCUCCAAUACAAUGGUACCUUGGUUUACGAACUUAAUCCGUUCUGGAAGUCCUUUCUUAAACCAAAGCGUUCUUAAACCAAGGUGUGCUUUUCCAUAGCAGCAGGGGACUCAAUUUACAAAUGGAACACACUCAACUGGAAGCGGAACAUUCUGCUUCCAAGUCAAAGUUCACAAACCAAAACACCUACUUCCGGGUUUGCAGCGUUCUUAAUCCAAGUUGUUCAUAAACUGAGCUGUUCUAAAACCAAGGUACCACUGUACUAGAGGGAAAUAUCUUCAAUGCCAACAUCUUCUCUUCAGAUAACAUUGGGGGCCAUUGCCCCCAAAGCAAGUUUUAAAUCAAAACUUGCUUUUUAUUCCAUGCUAGCUCAUGGCAUGUUAUAUUUCUUGUACUUUUCGUCUUAGAUAUGGAGAAGAGAAAUCACAGAUCUGGAAGUGACUUUUGACCUUCAAACUUUAGGUCAGGAAUGGCAAUUAUUCAGUAAUCUAAUGCCAACUGAGGAAGAAGGAGGCCCUCUGCACGUCCCUCUCUUUUCAGCAAUUCUUGAAACAAUAGCAUUCGAAUAUGAGUUCCCUAUAGUUUUACUAUUUAGAGUGCUUUUGCAUGAGAUGCAGAAGUGGGGGGCUAAAUGGGGGGCUAGGAAGCCAUGCAUUUGUGGAGAUCUUGCACAAAAAAGAGCAGUAGAUGCCUCUUCCACACCAUGGUUGGUUGUAGGUUUCUUCCAGCUUUGCAUGAUACCUGGAACUGUGUAGAGAAGAGGAAGCAUGUUUCCAGCUCUCUUUCAUUACAUCUUGUGCAAAGGCACAAGUAGACAACUUUAGCCCUUUGCAAUAUUUAGGCCAUACUAAAGCUUUUAUAAGGGACGCGGGUGCUGCUGUGGUCUAAACCACAGAGCCUAGGACUUGCCGAUUGGAAGGUCGGCAGUUCGAAUCCCCACGAUGCGGUGAGCUCCUGUUGUUCGGUCCCAGCUCCUGCCCACCUAGCAGUUUGAAAGCAUGUCAAGUGCAAGUAGAUAAAUAGGUACCGCUCCAGCGGGAAGGUAAACUGGGUUUCCAUGCACUGCUCUGGUUCUCCAGAAACGGCUUAGUCAUUCUGGCCACAUGACCUGGAAGCUGUCUGCGGACAAACACUGGCUCCCUUGGCCUAUAGAGCGAGAUGAGCACGCAACCCGAGUCGUCCACAACUGGACCUAACGGUCAAGGGUACCUUUACCUUUAAAGCUUUUGUGCCUGUUUGCAGUCCUUCCACUGGACUCUUUUUUGUUGUUGUUGUCUUUUUAGAGCCAAAGUACUGCUAUGCUUUUCAGUGAUACGAAUUAAUUCAUUACAGACAGAAGAGGCUCUAAAUAAAAAGAAAUUAGCACAUGACUCCAUGGCCCAUGUCAAUGUGUGCUUAUUAAUCAAAUUAGUCAAAGCAGCUGCAGUGUGGCUCUUUGCCUAGGCACCUGUGAGCUAUGCUCAGCCAAAUGUGAAUAAUUCUCCCCUGAAGUCUGUUAGUGCUGUCUGCUACUUUGGAAUUGCUGCUAGGAUGUUAGAAAAUCAGUGGACCUGCUAGAAAAUACCGAUAAAUCAGUUCUACCAUGACUUGGCUUAGUUUAAUUUUUUAAGGAGAGCAUUGGGUAAGUGACAUGCAUUUCAUGAGUUUUGAUUCUCGAGUUUGUGUUUGUAUUUUAAAAAUCUGCUUGUUUGCUUAUAUAUCACCUGCCUUUCAGAACAAAAAUCCUCCCAAAGUGAUAUACAACUGUACGCUAAAAAUGCAAAUAAUUUGUUUGCAAUAUAAAACAACCAUCCUAAAAUCAAUACUGAAAAGGAUUGUGGGAUAAAUAAAUAAAAGUCCUAUGACCCAAGUUGAAAGACUAGCAGAAUGAGGAUUUAGUGGAGUACCAGGGAGGUGAAUUGCACCAUUGUGGGGCUGCCAUUAAAAAGUCCCUGUCCCUGGUACCCUCCAACCUCACCAUUACUAAUGACAGCGCAGAAAGCAGGGGUUUCUCUGGUGUUGAAUGGGCGCACAACACAAUGGCAGUUCCUGGCACCAUUGGUAGCUGUUGCAGUUGGAGCACCUACUGCUUUCUUGCCUCUGUAGAAACAGGCUGACAUCAUAGACAGUCAAGCUUAUUUCCCUGCCAAUGUGUUGAUGCAAGUUCAGCCUUGGUAGAUCACACCCAGUUUUGAGGAUUUUCCAUCACCAACCACAACCAUAAAAAUGCCAGAAGUUCCAUGGGUUAGUUCCUAAGUUAAAGAGUUUAAAGAGUGCAUUCUGCUUUGGGAAGUCAUCCUUGGUUCUCUCAUGAGAUCUACAGUAGUGUCAUGUUGAUAUUUUUUUUACUAACGUUUGUUUUUAACAAUACCGGCCAUUGUUCUUGUUCCAUUACUUCAUCGCCUCCCUUAUUUAUAUGCCAAGCCAAAUGCCCUUCUGUUUCUUGGAGUGAGAGCCAUGUACCAUGGUGACUAACAGAUUCCAAAGUGUUAGACAUGGGGAGAACUGUGGCUAAAUGAGCUUAAACACUCUUUUUCUCUUUUCUGCUGUCAGGCUUGAAUGAAGAAUUGGUGCAACUGCUGCUAAUUCGGGAUGAAUUGCACACAGAACAGGAUGCUAUGCUGGUAGACAUUGAGGAUUUGACCAGGUUGGUAACCUUUUUCAGAUACGUCCUGUUGCAAAGGUCUCUCUUUAGACCGUUUUGUUGUGAUGAUAUAUUUUAUUUUAAUUGAUGUAUAAAAUGUCCUUCAUCCAAAGAUUUCAGGGUCAAAGUAAUUUCAAAAUUACAGAAACAUAAGAACUGUCAGAGGGAAAGCUAGGGUAUAUGUGUAUGAAUGAAUGAAUUAAUUAAUUAAUAAAUACUUAAAAUUAAAAGGAGCAAAACCAUUCAACCAGCCAAAAAUAUAAUCAAAAAUGCCUGAGGAAAUUAAAUGAUUUUAACCUGAUGCCACAAAGAAUGUAUGCCUGUGCCUGGCAUACCAUACUCAGAAUGGCUUCCUACAGUUGAGGCACCAUCACAGAGAAGGCACUUCUUUUAAAAGUGGAACACUGAGAAGGAAUUAUGAUAUAUUACUGAUACAAGGUGAAUUGUCCUCGUAUCAGGACAUUGUAAUGCUGUUUUCUGAUCAAUGCCUUUUAAGAUUAUACCCUAAAGCCACAUUAUGAUAAUGUCUUUAUUUGGAGCAACCACAAUGUUACAAGCUCAUGAACGAACUCAGAAAACUUCAUCAGACACAAAAGUGGUUGGGGGCAAAAAGCUGAUCAUAGUGCUGCCGCCCCAGAAUCUGCAGUUUAUAAGACAGAAUGCAGGCAUUAUUAGAUUAAUCUUGCAAGGUGCCAUACAUUGCUGCAUACACCCAGAACUACUAGACCAAAAGAAGCAAUCGUGGAACUACAUAAAAGUUCCACCUACAGCUCCAGUGAAAGCUUAGGUCAUAAAAAGUGCACCUGGUUCAGUAACAUAAAUCUACCACUAUUAGUGUUGUUUGCACCGAAGCAACUGUUUUUGCUGCUGUUUUUCUAAGCACCUGUUGCCAUGACUGUUUGGGGUAUGACAAAUGGCAGAUUUGGACAGUAUGCUAUUUCUUUGUGAUCCACGCUCUCUAUCAGAUUAUAAGUGAAACUUCUUUGGCCAUUGAAUCAAUUUAUAAUCUAACAUCCAGUGCCUAAUAACUUUUUCUAGUUGCUUGCAGCAACAUGGUGCUGAGCCCUUUAAUUUUGGGAAAUUAUUGCUGCUAGGAAAUGUGAAACUUGGUAAAUUUGUCUGGGCAGACAAAGAGAGUGGUCCUAAAGAUAGAGACAAAAGCUUCCUUUAUUCUGGAAUCUGCCUUUGUGAUGCCUCCUCUCAGUUAGAAAUCCCAGCUUCUGUUUUCUCCAUUUGAUAAUGUAGCUGCCAUCUAUUCUUAACUUUCCCUUCCCUUCCUAAAUUAUCUUUUCUUAAUGAUCUUGCAAUGAUCCUUUCUCACUCCUUACUUUACUGGGUAGACAAUGUGCCCUAUUAACAGCUUGCCGCUCUGUACUAAAAGUUGUCCUUACAUAUUCAGUCCAGCUACCAAGCCCUGUAGCAGGCAGAAUCAAUCAGAGUGACUUUAGACAUGAUUUCAAGACCUGGGAAGACUCCAAAAGGCAAAAUCUGGGUGUGCAUUGACCUUAGGUCCUGGCAGUUCCAAGGAAAAGGCCAAUAAUAGUGUCAAUGGCUAGCAACCAUGCUUUCAUUUUGUCCAGAAGUGGUUUCAAUUGUCUUGUCGAAGAAUGGAGCCUGUUGCAAAAAAUAGGUGCAGUUCACAGCUGCAUCCUUUGUAGUGAAAGCAGGCAUGUAGUCUUAUCAGGUGGAUGAAGUUACUCUUCUCUGGUUUACCAACAGUCUGAAUAUACUGUAUAGCUACUUGUGCUCUUGCUGUACCCUUUCAGUCAAAUCCUGUGCUGGUUUUUAAUCUUAAAGGGAAGAAACCUGUUUGCCACCUGCAGACAGAGAUGAGACUUAAUUGAACCAAAGCAAACCCAACUAUUCUUUUCUUUUUUCUGUAAUAUUUCUUUUACAGUGCGGCCCCCUAUCAGUACCAUGGUAAUUUAGCACCAUUGCUGCCAACAAGGUAAAAUACAGUAACGCCUCAACUUUCCCAGAUCCCUUUAAUCCAGGCCUUUUCUUAUUCAGUACAAACCUUUUAUGUUCUCCCCUUCUAUCUAUCCUCUGUCACCCUCUGUUCCAGGUUAUUUUCACGUUUCUCAGAUUGGCUGGUUAAAGAAGGUUGAGUAGUAACUCAGCAGCCAAAAAUGCUAAAUCAGCUCUCUUACAGCUUCCUGCUUUGUGGUAUUUGCCAACUAUUCCACUGCACUGAAACCUCUGCAACUCCAGGGAGCAUGCAUAUAUCUGGAUAGCUCAGUUGGUUAGAGCGUGGUGCUGAUGAUGCCAAGGUUGCGGGUUUGAUCCCCAUAUGGGACAGCUGCAUAUUCAUGCAUUGCAGGGGUUGGAUGAGAUGAUCCUCAGGGUACCUUCCAAAAUCUGGAGACUUGAGUAAUCCAAAUGGGAGUUGCAUUCUGAUCUGCAAGCAAGUUUGGAAAUAUUAGAGUGUGUCAGUCCACAGCAAAUAAUGAUAAUAAUAAUUGCACACCCCUAGCACUCUGUUUCUCUCAUGCACACACACACACCCUCAGCACUUGACUUCGUUGAAUUUUCUCUGCUUUUGUAGCUUAAAAAACUUUGAAGAGAGGCAGAAUCUCAUCCGCUUUACACAAAGACCAGGGAAGGGUUAGUGUGUGUGUGUGUUUUCUGCAUGCCAUUAUGUGUCUGUCUUUCGGCAUGGCAUUAUCCUUCCCCACUACCCUCCCCCACUAUAAUCUGGUGAGCAAGUCGUCAUUGACAUCUACCAGAGGACUUCUGCAUAGAGGAAAAGGUCGGUGUGCUCACUAUAGUAUGUUCUUGCAGAAAUCUGCUGCUGCAAAUCACAGACAGUGGAGUGGUUUUGCUUCUUCACCUUGUAAUACAGUGGUACCUCUGGUUGCGAACGGGAUCCGUUCCGGAGGCCCGUUCGCAACAUGAAAAGAGCGCAACCCGCAGUGGCACGUCUGCACACACGCAGGUUGCGAUUCGACGCUUCUGCGCAUGCGCGUGACGUCAUUUUGCGUGUCUGCGCAUGCGCGAGCGGCGAAACCCGGAAGUAACUGUUUCCAGUACUUCCGGAUUGCCGCGGGACGUAUCCUGAAAGAACAUAACAUAAAGCGGACGUAACAUGAGGUAUGAUUGUACAGCAAUGCCCAUACUCUGCCUGUUGCUCCCCUCCAGAGAAAAGGAAGGUUGUUGGCGUUUUUUCUCCCGUGAGCCAACAGGUGGCUCAGAUUUGAGACCGCCUGUGCCUUGCAAAAAAAGAAGAUGCUGCCACUACCAUACACAAUGCUGGUGCUUUUCACUUGCUGCUUUAUGAACUAUUGUUAGUGCGGGGAGGAGAAGGGACAAACACGAAGGCAGCAAGCGAAAGUUCAAGGAAUGUGUGCCAGUGAUGGGAUGUUUUUUCCCCUAACUGCUUGUCUCUGGGUGAAAAGAGAUCAGCAACAGGAAGUGUAGAUACAAUGCCUCAUUGCAUAGCUGAAGUGUGAACUGUUUAAGCAGAAGAAACUAAAAAGAGAGAGAGAGAUGUUUUAUGGGUGUUUUAUGUUUUAUGGAUACAAAGACUGAACAGUUCCUGCUAAAUCUACAGAGAGAUGGUUCUGUAUAUUCGUGGAUGGUCUCUAAUUUGAAUAUCAAAUUGCAGAUGAAAAUAAUCAAGAGUUUGAGUUCAGGGUGCAUGACGUUUAUGUCUCCCCCACCUCAAUUUUACCAUCUCAGCACCUCUGACCAGUUGGUUAAGCUGAAAGAUGGUGACUUUCCCCAGCAUCACCCAAUGAGCUUUGUGGAUGUAUGUCUAUCUAAACUUGUAUCUUCCUGGUCUGACUCUCUGCUACGUGACCCUGGCACUCUUUUCUUUCCCUUGUUCUUCUAAAACAGCCUACUGCCAACUUGGUGCCCAGAAAUUUUGAAGUACAGGUCUGUUUUAAUGAAUAGAAAGCAUGGCCUCUGGCUUCUAUUGGGUCCACAGUGUGCACCUGUAGGGACUGUCUGGGGCUUAUGGAAGUCGUAAUCCAAAACUUCUGGAGGGCACCUGGUUGGGGAAGGGUGUUACAAAACUACUUUCUCAUGUGGGAAGCAGUUUGUGUUUCUCGUUACUGGAAUCAAUUAUAUAUUUAAUUCAGAUGCCCUCUGUGUGGGCCACAUGGUUGGCAGUUGGUGAGAGGCGAGUUGUUUUUAGUUCUUUAUAUUUUGAAAUGUUGCUACAAUAGGGACCUAGGGGUCAUCUUGUUACAUCCUUGGAUUGUGUUAAGACAAAUAAGUUUCCUAUCCAUGGGAAGGAGGUGAAACGCUCCUCCUUUUCCCCUUGCUCCCCAAAUAAAACUUCCUUUCAAUGUUAUUGCAACCUACAGUUUCAAUUCCAAAGCAAUUUCCUUGAAACCCUCCCUGCCCCCCUGUGCUCUUCUUGAUUUUACCUCCUGAAGACUGUGGUUGUUAUUUUCCUUCCUGUGCUGGAUUUCUGCAGUCUAGAGGAGUCCUGAAGAAAAGGACUAUUUAAGCCGGCUAGAUAAUUGCAGCAAAAGUUAACGCAUCUCUUCAAGCAAUCUUUUCAGCAAUCGCUGUGCUUCCUUCCUUCUCUGCAGCCUUUAAGUUUUGCCAGUAAAAUUUUUUUAAAAAUCUUCAUUUAUUGCAUCUACGUAAUAUCGUUCCUUUUUCCCCAUUUCCCUUCAGACACGCUGAAAGUCAGCAGAAGCACAUGGCAGAGAAGAUGCCAGCAAAAUAA
Podarcis lilfordi (Lilford's wall lizard) is the source of this 87635-nucleotide messenger RNA. The record is from the annotation of a GenBank genome assembly. NCBI's taxonomy places the organism in Eukaryota, Metazoa, Chordata, Lepidosauria, Squamata, Lacertidae.